AUGAGUGAACAGGAGGAUGAUCUUGUAUCUUUCUCUUCUUUGUCUACUUAUCAGAGCCCGUCUCCGUCUUGUAUGGCGAUGAAAGGCCAGGCAAGUCCACGCAGUCGUCUGGAACGUCAUCCCCCCACCGGACCAACCAGCGAACGCCAAUGGGCAGAUCGGACAUGGUACCCAUCCAUUGAUCGCCGAGGAGGCAAGAACCCCCCGAAGGGGUUACGGUGGAAUGUAAUCCGCCGAAGGCGAAGCUUCUAUUUCCUAAACUCCUAAUUUCUUUAUCUGCAAAUCGCGCCGUUUGAGGUAAUCAAGGCUGACAAGGGUCCGGCUAGAAGCAGCUCACCAGAUCCAUCAUCAAUUCUUCAUCAUUUAGAGAGAGAGAGAGGUUAAAUUUUCACUUUGGGCACACGGCUUAGGACACUCAACCCUGACAGUCGGGAGAACUACCGAAUUAUCCUCCCAUUUUAUACUCUAAAAGCUUGUAAAAAUGAUAAUUAGGAAUUCUUUCUUUGCCUUAAUUAGGAAUGAGCUUGUCUCAGAACAGGAGGCAUUGGCGAGUGCUUUAAGAUUUUUCUUUUUUUUUUAUGAAAUAAUCGAGGUGUGACCGAUUAUAUAACACCGACGACAGCUUAAAUGGUGCGCCGCACGAGUAAGAACAGCCUGUUUUCGAGCGAGGGUUUUCGAGCACAUGGCGUGCCUUGGUUAUAGCGUUCGCUAGGUGGUCAACUCUCACAGACUGUUGACAGAGGGGUAGCAUUAACGACUCAUUAAGUAUUCUAAUGAUUAGAAUCAUCUCAUAACAGGUUCAUCGAUGGGAAAACCGAGUAGAGUUAGGUCUAAGCUCUCUCUCUCUCUCUCUCUCUCUCUCUCGCUAUCUCUGUGGAGUAAAUUCUGGAGUCAGAUCUAUAACUACGAGGUGUCUGGUCUACAGACUCGGACGAGCAGGCGUUCCGAUCUCGCUUUACGGGAGGGUAUUAAUUGGUAAAAUUAAAGGGAGCGGUGGUGUUGUAUUUUAAUAAUGCAGCACUCGUACACUGUCCUCUUCUUUUUAUCGAUUCACCGUGAUAAAAGCAAGCGGCGGGCCAAGAUGCGAGCAUCAUAACAGAGGCCUCCUACCAUUUUAUAAAUCUCCAGGUAAGAGAGAGAUAGAGACAGAGACAGAGACAGAGACGGAGAUAGAGAGAAAGACAGGGAAGGAAUGGAGAAAAAGAGAGGCGGAGGAGCUUAAGUACCAGCUGCAACAAUACUCGCACCGGCGGUUCUUCUUGGUUCUCCUCGCCAUGGCUCAGCCUUUCCUCCCAAGCACUCCUUCCUCUUCCUACCAUGGGAGCCAGAGCGACAAGCUCAGCCUUAGCCGUACACGGAGCAGCACCAGCAAUGGGCGGGUUCACAGGCAGAGUAGCCACCAGCAACAGAGGCAGCUGCAGCAGAAGCAGCAUCGCAAGAAGAAGAAGCAGCAACCGUCCCCGCCGCCGAAGCCUCCGUCCUCGUGGGAGCAGCUCAAGAGCUUACUCACCUGUCGAAUCGUCGGGUUGACUCAGGUCCACGACCCCUCCUCCGCCGCCGCCGCUGGCGGAACGGCGAAGAACGGCUCCAAGUACUCCAAGCUGGGCUCAUCCUGCACCAGCAUCUGCACCUUCAAGGAUGUCGUUCACUGCAACACACGAGCCAUCCACCACCGGGGAGACCACGACGCUUUCCCAGACAGCUGCAGCACCGCCAGCGGGACCCUCGGCUCCGAGAUCGGCCUCCUCCCCGCCCGCAGCAUCUCCCGGCACAAAAACCUCUCCGGCAGCGGGGGCUACUCCGCCGCCACCUCGUCCUCCAGAGGUGGCUUGCAGCUGAGGAAGCUCUCCGGGUGCUACGAGUGCCACGCCAUCUCCGAACCCCGGAGGUAAAUUAAUCGCACGGCCAAUUCAAACCCGUUAGAGGAUGAACAUUCUGCAGUCAUCAGAAUCAAAUAUCGGAUUAUUUAGUCGUCUGAUGGCGGGCGAACCAGGUACCCCACGCCGAGGACCAUAUGCUCGUGCCCGGAGUGCGGCGACGUGUUCACCAAGGCGGAGAGCCUGGAGAUGCAUCAGGCCAUCCGGCACGCAGGUACCUGCCGGUUCACCUCCCUUUGCUUUCUGGGACGCCGCAUUUCCAUCCCCAACAGAGGAAGAGGCUACCUCAAGAUGUUGUGAAGGGGGGGUGGGGAGGGGGGGGGGGUUGUCUUGAGUGUGGCUUGAGAGUUCUCUCUGUUCAGAGAGGGACAAGGGGAGGCCCUCGUUUUGACUGUUCCAGAUGAAGAUUGGUGACGACGGCUUACUUUCUGCACCCCACCCAGCCUCCACUCGCUGCCGACGUCGCUAGGUUCUUGUUCGGUUUUAUCAGCUAGGCGGAGGAGAAAGUCUAGAGCCGCUACCUGUUGCAUUUCCAUAGAUUUUCCAUAGAUUCUGUGUUUGGUGUGAGACUAUUAUCUUCCACGGACCGAGAGGCCGCUCCUGUCUGUCUCUUAUAGAUUUCAAAAGUCUUCUCUUGCUGCCACUGGGCGGUAAAGCUCCAGAUCCUACGACGGGGUAGGGACGAUUUGAUGCUAUCCCUUAGUUUACGCGACCGUCAAUUAUCAUCAUCUGCCUCUAUCGUGUGGAGUAGAACAAGGGCCAGCACAGAACAAUUGCCAGUGAAAUAAUGGAGAAGGGAUUUUGGUUGCAGUGUCGGAGCUGGGGCCCGAGGAUUCGGGGAGAAACAUCGUAGAGAUCAUCUUCAAGUCCAGCUGGCUUAAGAAGGACCAGCCCCUCUGCAAGAUCGAGCGCAUUCUCAAGGUCCACAACACCCAGAGAACCAUCACCCGCUUCGAGGACUACCGCGACUCAGUCAAAGCGCGCGCCGCCGCCGCCCUCCUCCAACUCAACGCCGCCACCGCCAGGCACGGCGGAGCGGGGAAGAAGAACCCCCGGUGCGCCGCCGACGGCAACGAGCUGCUCCGCUUCCACUGCAGUGGCCUCAGCUGCAGCCUCGGCGCACGGGGCUCCACCAGCCUCUGCUCUUCCUCGUCGUUGUCCUCUCCAACGCCUUGUGGCGUCUGCACCAUCAUCCGGCACGGGUUCGCUCGAGCUCACCAUGAGCCCGGGAAAGGUGUUCGGACCACCGCCAGCAGCGGGAGGGCCCACGACUGUUGUCUGCGGGCCAGCGGCCAUGAACCAGACGGUGGCCUGGGGAGGAGAGCCAUGUUAGUUUGUCGUGUCAUCGCCGGGAGAGUCAGGCCGGUGGGCGACGAAGCGGCGGCGGCGCCGCCCGACGAGACCGGCUCCUCUUCCUCCGCCGCCUUCGACUCGACAGCGACGGUGCAGCACGGAUACUCCGACGGCGCGGCGGCGGGUGGGGCGUGCCCGAGCCUCGAAGAGCUCUUCGUUUCCACUCCCAGGGCCAUACUGCCCUGCUUUGUGGUUAUCUACCGGGUCACCGCCUGAUUGGAUGAUCGGUAUAGUAAGAUUAGCGUUUAGGUAAAUAAAUGGUCUUCGGAAUUAAGUCAAACAAUAGACCAGAGUUGUGUACAUCAUCAUCUAUUAAUAGCAUUCACCCACUCACCAACUAUUAAAUGAAUAUCGUCCUUUAUAUAACGUAAAAUAUAAGGUGAGAAAAGGGGUCCAUAAAGGGCACGUAGAGCAGUUCAUCGCCUCCGAGCCCCCUUCUUCACGGUAGAUUCUCUCUUUUUGUCCUUUCCCGACGAGCUUAUUCUUUCUUGUUUUUUCCCUGAAUUCUGAUGUUCCCCUUGAUUGAUUGACUGAGUCUCCAAUAAUGGGGGGCUAUCCUGGAAGCCCGCCGGUGCCAGACUGCCAUUCAUUUCCAUCUUUCUACCUGUCUCUCUCUCUCUCUCUCUCUCUCUCUCCGUUGGCAGCGAGGUUAGCAGCAAUGGUGGGACUACAAAAUCCUCCUGGCGGCCAGGUCCGGAUGGCCGGCGCUCCCGCGUGCUCACUUGUCUCCGCAAUGCCCGGAGGACCAUGGGUUUGGGAGAAAGGCGAGCAUUAACAAUUAGAACGAGGUUCUACACCAGAGCACGAUACGAAAGGCGGAGUUGUUCAUCUGUUCACGUAAAAGAGGGGGGGAGAGGAACGAGGGUGGAACUCAGAUUCGCCCUCAACCCCCGCACUUUCUCUGAUUAGUCAUGAUGAAUCGUAUUUAUAAAAUAUAAUUUGUUUAUGGCGUUCGUAUCCCAGCGGAAGCUGCGCUCAGAUCCGUGAGCAUCUUUCAACUGUUCUCUCUCUGCGAGUUUGUAAGAUCCAGUGGAGAUGGAGGAUAGUCUUUCGGGCUUGGCUUGGUGAGCGGAAUAACCAUCCGAUUCGUUUCGACCAGCCCACAACCCGUGGUGGGUCGCUUCUCAAGGCCGGCACGAGCUAGAACAGGUGCUCAUCGCACGGACGAGAUCACCCACCUGCCCAGAGAUCUACCUCCGCAGCGAUGAAUGCGGGAGUAGAGUAGAGAUAAACCAGGAAGGAAUCGAAAGGAGAAACGAUCGUUGCCCUCUUUCCGUUCGAUCUUUGAGAAUCCCCGAAAGAAGCCCAGUUUUGCGAAGAAUGAUAAUCCUAGACAACCGGGCGAAAGAGGAAGGUGAAGAAGAAAAAAGGGGAAGGGAAAACUCAAAAAAUCGGCACAGAUCACCAGAAUUGGAUUUACAAAGAGGGGAACAGGAACCUUUUCCGAACUCCUUGUUUUUUUCCUUCAAUAGUAACCAGUGGAUCAUACAAGAAAUUCCUCGACACCGGCGGCGGCUUUCAUCGGCUGUCGAAGAGGCCUUCCUUGAAGAGAAGCCCGAACAAGAGGACGACAAAGCCGAGGAGGGUGCACUGCGUGCUGGAGAUGAUGGUCUGCGAAUACGCCGACAUGGUAAUCCCCGCGCCGAGUAGCCCGAUCAGGAGGCAAGUCGUGUUCUUGUUCAUCUUCCCCUUCCUCUUUCCUACGCCUUUCGAUCUAUCCGGAUGCACCUUUUAUGGGCCUCCAGAAAGAUUCAGCAAUAGCGAGGCGAUGGGAAGUCAACCUUCCAUAGAUCUUCGCUAAAUCGAAAGGGUGUGCCCUUUGCUGACAUCCGAGGGCUCAUUUCCCUCUAGGCGAAGAAGAGCUCUACCCCAAAUUUCCGUGAGAUGCAGAAACCGGAAAGUUAUAACGCAGCCGCCACAACAACGUUGACGCCGAAUCGAGAAGUCAUGUCGAAGGGUUAACUCCGGCCACUUGGACGAGCGAGGACGAUGGGCAAAUUCGUCCCAGAGAGUUGACUAUAGUUUUUAUGAUCCUUAUUCUAUUAUACACCAUUACAUUAAUCCUCCUACCCCGAUCCAAACUUUGAAAUGAUUGCCGCCUAUCACAGCAAAGUCAUCCGGACAUUUCUGAAAAAAUAGUAAGAGAAAUCCAACUCCUGGGGACUUGGAGGACGUGUUAUUUUGAGACGAACGGAAUGUUGAACGACAAGAACAGGCCGUGGAGGUAAUCGUAAUCGUUAUUUUCCUCGAGAAAUGUGUGUGGAGAACUCUGGGUAAUCUUUCUUCGUUGAGAAGAUGAUCCCGAGCACAGGGAUCAGCGCCCUUGUCUUCUUCUUCUUCUUUGUUGGCGUAGAAGCCUUGGCUUGGGGUGCUGAAAACUGCCUCUCGAAGACCUCCGGUGUCUCCAUAGCCAUGACUUCAGCGAGUGAAGGAGGCUUGGCAAAUUUGACGCAUCGUCUCUUCUGAAUCUCGGGUCUUCCAUCGGUGUUUGCGGGCUUCUCCCCCGCUUUCGGCUGGCUUGAAUUGCCCAGUGACUCGAUAUCUUUGACCUCCGGCUCUUUCAGGCUGUUCUCGGUCUUACUCGGUUUCAACUCUUCGAGUUCCUUCCUGGUGUUGUGGAGCUCCUCCUGGAGCGAAGUGAGGGUGGUCAUCAUCAUCAUGCCCUCUUGUCUCGUUUUCUCGAGCAUCUGCCUGGUUUCUUCAAGCUCGGUCUGGAUCGAACCUAACCUGGACAGCCCGUUUUCCUCAGUCUUUCUUGCUUCGGUCUUCAUCUAACAGAGAGGAGAGCAAUCAUCAGCUUAAUCACUACCGAAUGAAUGCUGGAGAAGAUUACCUUAGGUUCCUAACUUCACAAUUGAUAGAAAAGGUUUCAGAGAAAGGAAAUAAAAUAAUUUUAUGGAUAGCUCUAACGAUCGUUCUCUUCGUCAAACAAUCAUCGCCGAUAUGUGGCUUGACCGAGAAGACAGUCAUCUCCUCUGAGGGUUAAGGCAAAAAGGACACGUUAAGAAUAAACUCGACUGUCAAGCCUCGUGAGAGACCAGUUCCAGUAGCAGACUGCGUUGGCCUUCUCAUGCUCUAACCAGUCACACGAGGAAAAGGAAGAGAAGCAUGGAGGGGAAUGGGGCUUCCCUUGAAUUAAACCAGUGAAUUGGCGAGAGAGGAUGAUGUAUAACCGUUAGACAUGUGAGAUGAUCAACCACAGCCUACUAUUGCUUUGGGGGAGAGAGAGAGAGAGAGAGAGAGAUGAAGAUGAUGAUGAAUGAGUCCUGCGCUUUCAUACCUCAUUAUGCUUGUUGCCGUAAAUCCCUCCGGCAAGGACUGUCUCUCCGAACAGCAUGACGGCUUCCUUCACCGACCGGAAGGGAGCUCGGGUGUCGAUCUCAACUCUCCCGAUGACAGCACCACCACCGCUCUCCAUUCUCGGCGUUAUCUUCUGUUCUUCACUCCUUUCUCUUUUUCGUAGCGAAAUGUCUGUUCUUAUAAAAGCCGAGGAGAGGAGCUGAGUUUGCCGUGAGAGAGAGAGAAAGAGGGAAGGCAGAAGUUCAGCGGGGGCGCCGGUGGGGGCCGGUGCGAGUGGGGGAAGACGGGCGGUGGCCGGGGGGAGUUUCAUGGAUACGUAAAGUGCGGGCGUGAGGUUCGAACUUAACGAAGUCUAAUAAAAUCAUGUGCCCCGUUGCUUAGCGUCCACUUCACUGUUAUUCCGUCAACAUUCUUGGUGGUUAUGGCACCUCUAACAACCACCAGUUCAAUUCAUUCUUCGUUUCCAGUACACAUCUCUACAGACGCCGUGAAGGAAGCCUCUUAGAGAAUAGGUUGAGUUCUUUAGUAGAAGCUUAAGACUCUGACUAGUACGAAUUCUAUGAUUCAGCGCACCAGCGCUCUAAAUUAUAAUUAUUUUGAUAAAUUCUUGAAAUUCUUCUUGCAUUCAACCGCUGCAUUUUUUUAUUUCUGCGUUGAACCAAACACAGUUUGACUUUUAUGAUUAUUUUUGUGCAAACUUGUGUUGAUUUAGUGUACAAGUCUAUACUUGAAAAAUAUGGUAGAUUUCUUCUAGUGAUACUUUUACAUGGUAAUGAUAUACUCCGUACUAUGUUAGAGCCAACAUUUUAUUUGCACAAAAAAUUCAAAGAGUAAGUGCCAAUCCUAUUACUAACGACAUAUCUAUUCUUUGUCAACAGAAUAGCAUGUAUUUAGAGUCAACUCAAAUUUUUCAUUGAAUAAUAGGUGUUAAUUAUCCACCAACCGCAAGACAUACUACUACAUAAGAAGCCAAAAGUAGUAGUCAAAAUCUACUGACAUUUAUAACUAUUUUUUAAGGUACAUAAGACUUUGUCAAGUCAUCAUUAAAAUAUUUCUUUAAUCUUAUGAAUAAUUCAUUUUAAUGAAAAAAAUACAGGAAUGUUAUCAAUAAAGAACUCUCUAUCUCUCAAUCUCUUUGAAAUGCCUCAUUGAAGAUGAGAAAUUUUUGUCAUGUUAUCAUGUUUUUUUAUGAACUUAAUCACAUAUCUAGACUUCUUAACCAAUUUAAUAAGUUGUUAAUUUUUUGGGUCGUAUUUUACUUUUAUAAUAAUAAAAUAAGACCAAAGUUAGGCUUCCCUUGUAAGAAAAGUAAUGUAGGACAUUUGAAAAACUAACAUGCAAGUAAAAGGCUAAAAAUCAAUCUUUGUAAGCAAAACUAGCUUUUUGAUGGCUAGCCUAUCCAUUUAUGCUUGAAAUGCCUAUGAAAACCGAGUAGCUAUUCAUCUAUGGGGAACUUGGCACUCAAAACACCCUCAUAAAUAAGUAUCAAAGAAAUCUGAGUGUUGAAUGAUCAAGGAGGAUAUGAUUAAAAUUAAAAUGAAAUAAAUGUAUAACCGAAAGGGAAAAGAGUGCUAGACAUAAGUUAGAGUAGGGAAUAUGAAAGUGUGGGGGUCAAGAUAGCUACUUCUCAUGAUGCAUCAUUUCAUUUUGAACAUGUAAUUAUUUUUUCAAGUAAUCUCUUCUCUUUAGUUGAGGUUACACUUACUUAGACCCAACCAUAAUUGAAAGCCUGAAGCUUUGACUAUCCAAAUUCUACAAUGGGGUGUGUCAACUUUUGAAAAGAAAAGUUAAAUCUUGUUUUGAAAAAAUAUAGAUGAAUAUAUAGAUAUUUUUAUCACGGGUGUUCAUUUACUAUAAUUUGAGCAUGACAUUACAAGUCAAUCCUCAUCAAAUUUUCUUGAUAUUGAGAGAAACACAGGCAAUGAGAGGCCACAACAACCAGAGUAUUAUAGGAUAUAGGAUAGUUGAUACCAAUAUGCUCUCCUCUUGAUUCACUUUCUUCUCGUAACCACAAUCUCACAUUUUAUAAUAUAAGUAGCUAAUAUUUAAAGUAAAAUUUGUAUUUUCCAUGAAUCUAUAUAUUCCCUAAAUGACUAAGGUCGAACCCUUUUAGUGUUUGUAGGAAAUUUGUUAUGCAAUGGUAGCAUCAAGAGUCAUCUAGCAUAGAUUAUCAGAACAUGCCCAUCAACCUGCAAAUAUACAUACCGUCAGGGAAUUUAGGUACCCUCGGUCAAACGUUUAUGAUACUUAACAGGGUUUAGAUAAGUACCAAACGGUAAAAAAUCGCGCCAAAAAAAACAUCUUAUUUGAAUGCAGUGUAUUUUUUAUUUUUCAAAGUUUGGUAUAAAGGCGAAUGCAUUGCUAUAACUUGUGGUCGACAAACCGUGGUUCAGAUGCUACCUUGUGUGAACUGCGGUUUAGAAGACCUGGAAUUGCACUCUCCGUUCGAACAGCCACGUAGCGGGAAGAGGCGGCCAGCUAAAGGCGGUUCGUAGGAGGGGAUCUUGGUUGGCCUGUGGCACUUCGUGACGUCGACGGCUGUAGUUCCUGCAGCUAGACCAGCUUCUUACGCCCGGAUUCAUGCUCUAUUCGUAGUCUGAGGGAGCAGAAGUGCGAUUGUUGUCCCUAGAAGUGGAGAUGCAGAAGAGGAGGUACGGGCAGGUCUUCUCAGGUGACGACGAAGAGGAUGGAGAAAUUAGACGGGGUGAAGGCAGUGAGGGGGAGGAUCCGAAGAAGGUACGGGUAGGAGGAUUGCAGGAACCUGACGACGGGGAGGCAGCAGAAGAAGAAAAAGAAGAAGAGGGCGAAGAGGCUAGAUGGAGAGCACGGGAUGCAGAGGCUCCAAGGAAUCCAUGGGGAAGAGGAUUGCAAGAGGUAGAAUCAAGGAAAGCUGACAGCGGGAAAGAUGAGAAGAGAGAUGAUGCACAGGAGGACAUAAAGACGGUGAUUUCUGAUGAAAACAAGCUUUCAAACGGCAUUUCUGAUAAUGAAAGUGCAUCCUCGACUCCUGACAUCCUGUCUAGAGAAGAAUCUCCAGGACCCACGAUAGCGGAGAUUCCGAGAAGCCAUCCAAGUGAAGCCUCAGAAAUUCACGUAGCUUUAGAGAAAUUGGGGGCAUUGACGGGAGAUGUGCAUCGUGUGAGGUGGCUGGAGAAACUUGUUCAAGGAUUUCGGCUCGUUGGCAGUUUGGAGGAAAAUGUGUCCUUGGAUAAUGGGAAGAAGGUGAGUGAGCAUGCUGCAAUUUUAGGCCUUCUUUCAUCAUCCUGGGGACUUUUUCCCGGUUUUCGAUACGUCUUCUGUUUCAUCAAAUAGUCAAUCUUUGUCUGGUUUCCCGAUCGGAAAUAAGCUCCCGGAACUUAUAACUCAGUUUUCCUUGGAUCUUGAGUCGUUGAGUUUAAGUAAAUGCUCGACAGUUUAUCGUCAUAGUUCUAACUUCCGUUUCUUUUUCUUUUUUUUCAGGCUAGGGAAAGCUUUUCCUGGCCAGAUUCUGCUCUUCCGAUGAUAGUUGCUCUUGAGAAGACAGUGCACGAAGCUCUUGGCUCCGAUUUUCGCAAGUAUAAUCAAAAGAUGAGGAAACUGGAUUUCAAUUUUAAGGUCAUACUCAUGCUUAUUUGCAUAAUUUCAUGAACUUUUGAAUCAUGCGCUUCGUCUCUCACAUUCAAUAACCAUCAAUAAUCCACAAGAACAAAGAUUCCGCAUGAUAAGGAAUCUUCCCACUGUAAUAAAGUAUUUCAUCAUCCCAUAAAGCAAUUUUCUUAUUGUGCUUGUGCAUAUCAAUGCCUCCGUUUAAUGAGCAAUCGAACCUUCCAGCGCAACGCGUUGCUCACAAGACGUUUCCUAAAGGGGGAAUUAGAGCCUAAAGUGAUUCUCAACAUGACUCCAGAGGAGUUGAAGGUAAAAAAAAACCUCUCAUCUUCGUUCGUUGACAUUUUUCAUGAAAUGGGCAUUCCUUCGUUAUCAUUUCUGAGGAUUAAAUUAGAGAAAAAUUGACAACGUGCAAUGGUUAUGAGCAAAAGAUAUUUAACUUAGUUUGAGUGCUUACGUGCUUGAAAUGCGCGUAUUUUUUGAAAGCAAUGGUUAAUCAGCGUAUUCUCCAAUAAACACAGUAUUGGCCAGUGUUGUCUCGCCUAUUAUACAUUAUCCAUUUAUUUAAUAUUAUAAUUUUAGGCCCAGCUGAUGUACAAAUCGUCCAAGUAAGGAUCAUCAAUUGCACCAUGGUUUUUAAGGAUAUAUGAGAAAAAGAGUGCAUGAAAGGAUGCAUAUAUAUUAAGACCAUAACUCCCUACGAACAGUUCCAUUUUAAAGCGCAUAUCUUCGCCAUAGCAAUUGCACUUGUACUAUCUACAUUUUUUUUGUCUGAUCUCGUGAUUACACGUUUAUUUUAUUUAUCUAUUAGGGUUUAUUUUUUUUAAUUUUCUAGGUUUUUUUUCCAACAUUUCCCUUCUGGAAAUUCAGGAAGGCUUGACUUUUAAUGAGAAGAAGAAGAAGGAGCCUGAGCAGUUGCAGUACAUUCAGGUUCUGUUUUAUGUUAAAAGGCUUUCUGUUCCGGAGGUCCUGGUCUGGAUGCCCUCAAACUAGGCUUCCUUGCGCUACGUCAGAUGGCAGAUGCUCGGUGUUCGAGAUGCGCGGAAAGGAAGGUGGGGGUCGUAGAGAUCAUCCAUGCGGGAGGAUCUGGUGAUAGGUAUCAGGUCAGUAAUUUAUCUCAUACUGGGUACAGUCCUUCUAAAACUUGAUAUAAUUUCCGCUCUUUUUGUUGGUCUCCUGAAGGCCUGCUGAGAUUUUAUGAUGUUCAUCCCACCCGUUUAAUCCAGUUGGAGUGUGCUUCAUGCGGCCACACCUGGUCUGCUUCCAUAGAUGAUGUGUCCUCGUUGACCAUCGAUUCACCAAGAGCGGUGGGAAACGUCGGUGCUGCACCGUGGGCCACCGCCAAGUUUGAAGACGUCGAGAGGAAGCUGCUGAGCCCCCAUGAAGCUGGGAAGUCCUCGAUCGAUCUUCCACAGAGAGAAGUCGAACCUUACAUUCCCGUGCUAGAGACGCGGAGGUCUCUCGACAAGUGGAAUCCGGAAGACGUUCCUGACUCGGCCACACUCGCCGGCUAGAAUGAUACUUUCUUUAUGGUAAGUACAAAGACCAGUGUUUCCGAGAUCAGUGGAAUGAUACAAAGAUUACAGGAACUUGGCAAGUACAGUGAAACAGUUGUAUAACUAAUAUUCUCCACCUCUCCAGGCCUUGUCCCAUGUCCGGAAUGAACGACAGGCGGCUCCAUCUCCUGCCUCUGCAUGGUGAUAUCGUCUUCCUUCGAUCUUUCGGAUGUUCUCGGUUCGCUGAUCUCCGUCGGCCGGCGCCGGUGUAGGAUUAUUUUUAAGAAUAUACACGUCGAAGUGUCGCUGCUCUCUCCCUGGGGAGUUGGUGCCUGGGAUGGAGGGGACGUUAAUGGCGGCUGAUGGUAGUCGGGAGAUAUGGAGAGAGAGAGAGAGAGAGAGAUGGGGGGAUCUGCCUUUGGAAUUACUGUUUUUUACAUCUAUGUUUGCUAUUAGCAUAGCAAGCCCAGACUGAUAUCUGAUCCAGUAUUGUGAUUUGAACUCGUGGAUCCUAACUUUUUCUGUUCAGUAUUGAGGGUCUAAUAUUUUAUUUCUAUUAUUACUAAGAGUGUCUAAUGAAGUAGUAGGAGAUAAAAACGAUGAGGUGUCCAAUACUUUUCACUCUUGCAUACGUAUUAUUAAACACAUUUAUUUUUAUUCUAUAUUUAAUUCUAGUUUCUUGAACGUAUAUACGUAUUAUUCAUUAUCUUUGCAUUUUAUGAACAACCUCUUUUUUGGAUAUUCGAUAGAAAAUUUGUGGAUAUAUAUCUCAUGAUUUCGAUAAUUUGUGCCCAUUUCUCAACAACAACAUUAGAUUUAUUUCAUCAUGCAAAACUAUUUAUUUUCACACAUUUACAAAAUACAUUCUGGGAAGUUGCCCAGACAAAAGGCUUCCAUGUUUUACGUCCUAUAUAAUUCCCUACCCUAUUUACAUAAAUCUCUGGAAAUCCCCCAGCUUUAACCUUUAAAGCUCUCAGUUCCAGUUCCUGACUCCUGUCGAGCCGGUUUUCUGAACCCCAGCUGCUGGCUGAGGAUGAUUGAAUCUCCUGGAUGGCUCAGCAGUUGACGGAAACAAAGAAAAAGGGGAAUCUUUGGUCAAGAUUUGGCAAGAUUUCGACAGCACAAGAGAUGGGUCCGGCGGCGUUUCAAGAGUUCAUGCUCGCGGUUCUCAAGAGCCUGCGGAACUCCGACAAGCUGAUCUUCCCAUCCUUAUCUAUGUCAGCCUCCUCCAGUAAUGGGUCGAUGGACCCCUGCAAUCCAAUGUGCUGUAACAAAAAAUAAUUGUAUAAAUGAAUAAUUUUUCAAAUUUUAUUAAAAGGAUUUCAAUUCAGACUCCCACUUAUUCUGAAUAUAUGAGGUAAAAUAUAUGUAACAUUUAUGUAUAUGUGAUGGAAAUAAUUCGUAUUCAUCAUGGAGAAGUAGAAACAGACGUACCGUUCUGAGCUCCUCAGGGGUGAUGAACCCAUCUCCAUCCAAAUCAAAUUUCUCGAAAGCAGACUGCGACCGAAGGAGCCAUUUUUCGGAGUCAUGUUCAACGAGCUGAUGCACCUGCAGGGUUGCAGCGACGAAUUCUUCGAAGUCAACCCGCCCGUCAGUGUUGCUGUCAAUCUGCCCCAUGAGUGAAGUUAUUAGCACGUCAUUUGUUAGUUGUCACUUUUAAAGCUAGAGACUGGGGAUUAAAUGAACUCGAAGCCUGAACCGUAGAUUCAAGCAAAAUUACCGCACGGAGUAUCUCAAGAACACGCGGUUCCUUCUUUCUCCAGGGAACAUCUUUUGCAAGAGCCUGUGAGACAGAAUAUAUAGCGGGUCAUAUUAAAAGCAUCAAUUAUGGAAAAGAGUCGUAGUGGAGUAGAUAUGUUCAUAUGAAUUCAUUCGCAAUCUGAAAAUAGGAUAUAAAUACUCCACAAUAUGGAUAAAUAAAUAAACGGCUCACAUGUCUCAUUUCUUCGAGACUGAUGGAGCCGUUUUUGUCCACGUCGAUUGCAUCAAACUGGUCAUAGAGAUUAGAUAGCUCCUCCUGAUCGAUCGUACUCGCCAGUGCCUACACAUUAUAAACGUCUCUGUUUUAUGCCCGAUAAGUAAAAUAAAAUAUUUUCUGCGUUUAAAAAAGGAAAAAAAGAGAUAUAUACCCUCAAUGCAAACUGCUUGAAGCAGCUGUACUUCACAAACUGCCUCAUGCUGUUCAGAACGGAUAUGUCCAGAGGGAUUUCCGAGGCAUCACCCCCUUCUCUCACCCAGGGGUGUGCUGGUAAUAUUUGCAUCAACAUAAAAUUGAUUUUGGUUUGUCAAUGAUAACACCAAAUAGUAUGAAUAUCGUAAAAUUCAGUUGAGCAUAAUGACCACAUAAAAUUCAAUUCUUCAAGACGAUUCAUUUAUAGAGAAUCAAAGAACGGAGGAGAGCAUGGAAAAGUAAUGCUGCAUAAUUCAUAUUGUUUGGAUUAGUUGGCUUUAAAUCCUCUUCAGUUUUUAGUCUUAGUUUCUGUGAGAGAUGCCUGCCUAACCGCGGUUAACUCCACCAACCUUUUAACCCCACAAAGUGGAAAGAGCAUUAUGCAUGAAAAUACUAAAUCGUGUUCCUUGCCCUCAUCUGUAUCUCUCUCGCUCUCUCCCUCUAGCCAACACUAUGCCUUCUGAGUCAGGUAGGAGCCAGAAGCACAAGCCACUCUCUUCUUCAUUCCCUACCUCUCUACUCAUUGAGGUGUUACUUGAUGUGGGUUUCUUGUUCUAUUUCUUAAAAAAGUAGGCAGCUAUCCAAACACAAAUGAGAUAUUAAAAGAAUAUUCCACAUUGGUCCAAGAAAGGUCACCGGGGAGGGGGAGUAAAUACUAGGCCACGGCAGGCUUCUGAGGGCAAGAAUCUUAUCUAUAAUUAGAUUGAUCCUCGAACAUACUCAUUAAUAAUGUGUGGGUAAAGUACGUACAGAGUGCUUGAGCUGCUGUAAGUCUAGCUCGAGGAUCCUUCACUAGGAGCUUUCCAACGAAAUCCUUAGCACUGCUGCUUAUGCUUGGCCAUGGUUUCCGACGAAAAUCUGGCUUUUUCCUUAAUACCUACAUCAAGUGGUCGUUAGAGACGAAAAUAUGUUAUUAGAUUUCUCGGGGGAAUAUGAAUCAACAGCAAGAAAUGACUAUUUGUCUGAUAAAAUAGACCAAAAAGGGGAGAAAAGCCAAACUGUUCGAGAUAUCACUUUACAUCUACCAGUGAAGGGGAGGAAACGUAGAAUUAGGCUAAUAUAAAUUCUUGUGAAAAGACUGUACACUAAUACUCGGCUAUUGAGGUUAUAAUUAUAUGAUGCUGUAAGGGCCUUGUUUAAACCUUUUUCUGCAUUACAAAAAACGUAAGUGCAUUAUAAGGAGUUAUUCAACUUUCGUCAAAAUAAGACAGUCUGUUAAUUCUUUAUACUGGGAAAUUACAGAAAAUGAAAGAUCGAUUUGGACAUGAACAGUAGUGGCUUAAAAUAGAAUGCCGUAAAUGAGAAAAUAUUAUACCUCCUUGAAAAUUCCUUCCUCAGUUUUAUCCCAAAAUGGUCUUCUUCCACAAAGCAAAAUAUAGGUUAUCACUCCAAUGCUCCAAACAUCCGAUUCAGGUCCUGAUCUUUGUUUCAGUACCUCUGGAGCAACAUAGUAGGCACUUCCAACGACAUCAUGGAACUUCCUCUCUGCACAGUAGAAUCUUCUUCUACAUUACCAUUGUUUAUUCACGUAGAGGGUCUCCAAUCAGGCGGUUCGGCUCAAAUCAAUAAAUUUUCAGUACUAGUGUUGAUUAUGCGUACCGGGCACAAUAAAAUCGGAGAGACCAAAGUCUGUUGCCUUGAGGGGAGAAUUUUCUAUGGUUGAUUUAAAGAGAAAAUUCUGCAUGCCCAGAUAUCAACAGAUUAAUAUAUGCAGUAAAAUAAAAUUACAUUUUUUUUUUUACCAUAGAAAUAAUUAUCGGCAUCCGUUAACUUUUUCUGCCUCUACCUCGGGUUUCAUGUCUCUGUGAACCAGUCCACGCAGAUGGCAUUCAGCUGCGACUUUAAGCAUCUGUCGGACGACUAUAGCUGCAUCUUUCUCGGCAUAACAGCUAUCCUUUCUGUUCAAAAUCAUCUCGUUACCAACUAAAUAUGUUUAAGCAAAAUAAAAAAAAAAUUAAGUAACGGAAUGCACCUUUUAAGGACUAAAAAAAAACCUAGUUUUAGUUUCAUAUUCGUACAGAGAUUCUGUAAAAUACUAGAAUAAAAGUUUAUUGUGGUCCAAAUGGCCCGAGGAUAAUAUUGCCCGCAUAAAAAAUAGUUUGACAUUUAUUUUGCGUUUUCUCAACUCUCUGAUUUCUGAUGCAGCUAUUCUUAAUGAAAAGAAAUUUCCAUGUGAACUUACUUGGACAGUAUUCGAUCCAGUAGCUCACCACCUUCACAUAACCUGAGGAAUAUAAUAAUGUGACUAAAUUAAAAGAAAGGAGAAUGUCAUAUCAUAUAUCUUACAUAAAUCAUGGGUGAUCUUAACAAACAAAAAAACCCACAAAAACUUGUGCUAACAGAAGGAUUAAAAAUAAAGGAUAAAAAUUACUAAAAUAUAAGUACUGCAUCGGAGAGAAGUUCAUCCCCCGGUGUAAGUAUAUUUAUUCAAAAGCAAAACAUAAGCUCCAGCCAAUUGGUGGUAGACAGUCCUUGUUAAAUAAUAUGAAGUGAAUUUUAACUCAAACCCAUUUAAACGCCCUACGAGAUGAACGCCUUUGCUGAAACAUCAAGAAAAACUUCCGAGAGCGAAAAUAUUGCUCCUAUGUUUUCGAAUAAGGUUGAAACUUUAAUUAACAUUUUUAUAGUAGAUAUAUUUUCUGAAUUAAUAAUAAUUACAAACAGUACUGAAAUAGAAGAUUAUAUGAUCUGAGAACCUAAUAACCCAAUGUGAUAGCAAAAAAAAUAUGUUAACUGAAAAAUGGACAAUUCUAUGCGGUUAUUUAAAUGAAAACGUCUUGAAAAAGCUAUGUGAUGAAUGAUAAUGCUAUCCUAUUUUUUUACCAAUCUUUGCUGUGAGUUGUUUUCACAGUUGAAAUUUAUUCACGAAAUAGACAGGCAAAGGGGUAGAUCACUAAGUCUAUAUGAUAUAGACAAUGGAAGAUGACGAGGAGACUGGUACUAUAAACAAUUUUAGAAGCAUUCCCAAUUAAAUUUUCAGCAAUAUUCUUACUCCAUAACUAUAUAUACGAAAGAAUCAUCUUCGAAUGCAUUGUAGAAUUGAACAACAUUCUCGUGGCCUGUGAGAGCUCGCAAUAUCUUUACUUCUCUCUUUACAUCUUCAACGGCAGUACGACGAACCAUCUGGAACCAGAAAAAUGAAAAUAUUGAAUUAAGUUCAUUGCAUGCUAAAGGAUAUAAUUAUUUCGCAUUAUUGUUGACACAAUUCACAUUGUCAGCCAAACGGUGGCGUUCAAAAACAUUCAACCAAGCUUUCAACUUUCUUAAAGCUUACACCGAUUCAAAACAAUUUAGAAAAACAUUCCACGAUGAUUUUUUUAGUAAUGUUUUAACAGCAGUAAAACAGUUGCCCUUUAACAUCGAAGAGAAUAAUUGUAUAAUUUAAUUUUCCAUCAAUAUUUUGGAUUUAAGUUGAUCUACUUCCAUAAGCCCUAGUACUCCAGGGGGACUCUCGUGCUUCCAGGAGCUCAUGAGCCAUUUAAAGUUUCAUUAUGACUUUGAAAACUCUAUUUACACAGGACUAACUUAAAAACAAUUUCAAGAAGAUCAAAAUCACGGCUUUAAACUAGAAUCACUAACCAGCGUCCACACUCAGACAAAAAGUUUCACUAUUGCGAAAACAAGAACUCUUGGAAAGGAGGGCAUUCAAGAACAUAAAUCAAUAAACUAUUGCUAGAGCAUCGGAAGCCCAUUCCCAAAACCGAAAUUUCUAUGUUCCUGACAGCAGAAAAUUAUCCACGAUAAAAAUUUUACUAACUUUGAACGUAUGAAGUUUCACACACAGAUGACUGAGAUAAGGAACCACAGGCCUUCAGAAAUAAAGCAUAUAGAAAUCAAUUUGCGGCCUAGAACCUGCCAAACCGAUGGCCAUCAAAAGAUGUCUUAUGACGAUGAGAAAAAUAUUCCAAGUCGAUGAAGUCCGUCCCCCCCCCCCUCCCCCUUAAUGAUGCCAACUUUCUGGAAACAAUAAAAUAAAAGGAUCCAUCUCAAACCCAUAAAAUUCAACAGUCUUCUCCCACCCAUUUAAUCUCAAUUGGGAUGGGUAGUGAAAGUAAAUCUGAAUAAAAUCCAAUUAAAAUAUAUUAAAUAUUUAAACCAAACAAUGACUAAUAGAAAAACAUGAAACGUAAAAUCAUUAGUAUAAUGAUUUUCAAAUUUCACUAAGUUCCAAUUGCCAGGUUCAAACCCCCCAAGUUUUGCAGGCAUCUCUAACUGAAAAUUCAAUCCUCCGAGGAUUCUCAUAUAUUUCGGUGUGCCAGGUACUCCCUGAGCCAGAGAAACUGUCUCAUCCCAAUCACAACCGGCUAACCAAUCAUUAUACUCAAUUAAUUUCUUGUUAUCCAUUCAAGAAAUAUCGCCAAUUAAAAGAAAGAGCUUAAAUCUCUUGCCUUCUUGAACUUCAUUUGGUUUAAGAAGAGUUAUCUUUAUCGUCUUUAAGUUUCCACUUCAAUCAAUUGAGCCACAAAAAUAAAAAGGAAAAGGGAAAUCCUGUGAAGAGAAGCAAUCCAUUUGAAUUGAAGUCGAACCGAGCAUAUCUAUAAUGCUUGCAUCAAAAUUCAUGAAUCUGUUACUUGAAGCAUCAUUGACUAACACCUUUUCUUGACAUAGAAGUCCCACCCAGAAAUUCAAGAUCAUGAAAAUAACCAUUUCUCCUGUAGGAUGAGUCAAAAACAUACAUCAAACCUAAUCCAAAUGCCAGUAAGUUAGAUCUCUCAUUGGACGUAGACCAAACGGCUAAAUUAAGGCAUUAAACCAUCAGUGACCCACUAACAAGGACCCAAAUGUUCCGUGGAGAGAUUUUCGAAGCCACUGAGAAGGGACACGCGCAGUAAGAAUACCUUGUUUUUGUUGAUCCUCUUUACCGCCACCUGGUCCCCAUUCGCUUUAUCUGUUGCAACGAAUGUGUAACCAAAAUGCCCGUGGCCCAAAAGCUUCCCAAUUUCGUACUUGCUUUCGAAAUCUCUCGAGUACCCGAAAUUAGUCCGCUUCCCUAAUGAAACCACUCCAUUCGUCCUCGUCACUUCCCCUUUAUCUCUGUGAUGCUGCUGGUUCUGCGGCGGGUUCUGCUGCUGCUGCUUCCGCUGCUGGUUCUUGUUAUUAGAUGAUUUUCUCUGCGUCUUCUGGGCCUUGUGUUGAUGCUUGUCCGACAAGUUGUUGACGCCGGUGGUGUUGCUGCUGCUUGAGCCGCCCACUUUGGUGGCGUCGGAAAAGCAGGCACCCAUACCUUCUUCCUCCCGCGGCUCCCCCCCCUCCUCUUUCUAUGGUCCGGGGGGUUUGUCCAUAGAGAAGAAGGAAUAUGGCUGGCGAUGGUUAAUAAAUAGAGGUGGGGAAUUGGUGGGGAAAGAUGAUCCGAGAAACUACGAAAGGAGAAGUUAAAGGAGCGGAAGGGGUCAAAAGAGGGGACUUCCGUUGAAGGGAGACCAUGAAGACAGACAAGGGACAGAUGGAAAACACUGCCCCCCCUUCCCCAACGAAAUUGAGAAGAGUGGAAAGCUUCAACUAACAAAGCCGAGUAGAAAAAACUUUUAUUUUCCUCCUCCCUGAUUCCCCCCUGUAACCAUCCAGAGAGGUAAUCUACGAUUUCGCCGAAGGAUAGAUCCUUUCUUCGCGUAUUAAAUAGAAAUCUCCAUCCCCGGAACAACCAUUCUCGGUCACCCUCCAAUCUUUGUGAUUAAACAAAGCAUAAAUUAUCACCUUUCAAAGCUUUCGAUUCAACCCGACAGCAUCAUCAAUGGCAACGUGGGUUCGCGGAUGUGAUAAUUUUUCAUUGUCCGGUGUUCCUCAUCGAACCGCCCGGCGGCGGUUGGGUUGCCCCAACGACAGGCGGACGCGGGAUCGUCGCGUGGACCCAUUCGCGCGUCGGAAUUCGGUUUCCAGGUCGGACGUUUGUCUUUUUAACAGUAGUACGACGAAGACGCUUCUUUGAGGAAGAACCUCAAACACGAAAGAGGGUCUAGGCGUUGACCUGUUCGUGGAGACCCUUUCUGGGCAACGGAGAUUAUAUCAAUUUAAUGGCAAAUUAAAUCAGCUCGACAUCUUUUCCGGAAAGGAUGAUGAAAGAUUUCCCACGCUGGGCAUCCACAACAAAUGAAGCCGCAUUCUAUUUUUGACAAACUAAGCCGUCUGCUAUCCAAUCUGACAGAGAUUUUCAGGGGAAUUUGCAUCAAAAGCUCCAAAGAUUUAGAUACGAGACAAGAACACCCAACCACUCCUCUUACAGCCUCCCGCGAGCAAGAUGCCAAGUCAACUCUUGCAUCUCGGCGGAGGCACGAGAUCUGCCUUUCCUUUCGGCGACACGAGUUCAUCUUUUUGACAAGAUCACGAUAGUUACAGCCGGGCGUGAGACGAACCAACCAGAGAAGGAGCAGGUUUCUGCGACCUUUAUCCAACCCACUCGGCAGGUUGGAGCGGACGGGUUGCUAGGAAAAGGCGGCAUGCAGCACGCUGGCUAGAAGCAGCGACGGGAAGUUUACCUGAACGUCACGUGCCCCGUGCUGACAAACAGAGACAGGGGUCCUUCCUAGAGAGGGAAGGCGGGAAGGCGGGAAGGCGGGAGGGAGAACUAGAGCGAGAGAGCCCGAUUGAGAAGGGCGGCAUGUGGGCAUCCAAUGAAAGAUUACAGAUUUUCUCUACAAAACCCACACCUCAGUUAGUCGCCAUUAAAGCUGUAGAUAAAGGAGUACAGGGAUCUAUGUCGAGUCCACCUCCACACAACGGCGCCUUCCUUCCGAUCUUUCGUUGGCUACCUCUGUCGUUCUGCAGCCUGUUGAUGAAAAGCCUGGUUAGUUGAUGGAUCCAGGGAGCAUCAGAGUAGGAAACUAGGAGACGGGCGUUUGAGUAAUUUCUGAUAUUUCCAUUUCUGCAUUCAAUCAACGUGAGGAGGAAUCUAAAGCUGAGCGUUUUCCAUCCUCAAUCUAGUUUAUCCUUUUUAUUUCCGGAAAAAGGAAGAAUAUAUUAAAAACAGGAGCGUCAGAGUAGGAAAAUAGGAGACAGGCGUUUGAGUAAUUUAUGAUAUUUCCAUUUCUGCAUUCAAUCAACGUGAGAAGGAAUCUACCCCACCCCCCACUCCCAACAUGAUGCCAAGAACUGGUAGCAUCGUCAGUGGGAUAUAUUGGCCACUAAACUAUAUUAUGACAACUAUACCCUUACCAAUCCCCAUUAAAGACAACAUUUUUUAAACAAAAAAUGAAAUCCCGGCACACCAGGUUUGACCUAAUGACGUAGAUUCCAUUUAUGAAUGUUAGAGAGAGAAAAUAAAGAGUUUUAUAAACUAAGCUGUCUUAAUCCUAUCAAAGGGAAUAGGAGAGGAGAAACUAACACAAGACCCAAAUAUGCAUAGGCCGAUUGGGCCUACGAGGCCCAUUGCAACAAAAUAAUAACUAGCAUAGUAUUCUCCCUGGAUGUGGAUCAUCUGUGUGUGUGUGUGUGUGUGCUUACAAGUUAAUUACAGCUUGUCACAUAAGAAAAAUGAUUAUUACCAAUGAGAUUAAUAGUAGAAGAGAUGAGACCUAUUGGCCUCGUGUUUUCUAGUGGGGUCACUGGCACACAAUAGCUAAUGUCUAACUAGGAUGACUGAACAUAUUGAGAAAUAAAUAAAUACUCAUGCUGCAGUUUAUCACUUUAACCCACGGGAAUCAUACUGAUCCCAUUUGGCCAAUAAAUACUCAUCAGUUUAUACUCAUACUUAAUCUUCCAGGGUGAGAUUGGAUAACGCAUCAAAGAUUUAUGCGCCAAUAAUCCCAUUUGCAUCUCCUGUAAUGGGGGCCCGGGUUCCACGUUAACCAAGAGAGGGAAUGGUCCGUUGAGUUAUAGGUGGAUCCCAUGAACAAGAGCUUGGUUCAUUUGGCCAUCAUAUCUUAUUGGUUGGGCAUAUUAGGUACGUAUUGGGAGAAACUGGCAAUAAUGAUCGUAAAAAUAUAAAAGAGUGCCCUCCAUACCCUCUGAAGCUUCUUCAAAACAGAAUCUUCAAAAGCCUGAUAGCCAAGACCAACAAUGUUGCUCAGCUUUGGACUGUCGGCUUCAGCUGAUCUCACAGGAGACCCUUCAGAAAGACCAGUUGCCGCAGGCUGAAGAGGAAGAACCAGUAAGGGAUUUGAAAGGUUCCCGACCAUACUAUGCACAGCAGCAACCUGCAAACACAAAGGAAUAAUUCCCAUUCCAUUUAAUGCAGGCGAUAAGCAAACAUCAUAAACUGGAUUGAUGGAGAAGGCAAGGUUUCUAUGCAUUUUUUUCCCUGAAACUGAGAAAUCCAUACCAGUAAUAGAGUGAAGAAUCGUUUAAGGUAAUACAGAGCCACAUUCGAAAGAGUUAUGUUAAUUAUAAUGUAUCUAAUUACACAGUGAGCUAAAAUAAUAACAUCAGCUAUAAGCUUAUUCACAGCAGAGUCCGAGAUCUCUGAAAGAGCAGGUUUCCUCACACCAGUUGGCAUCUACAGGGUCUUUGGCAAGUCUCUUCAGGCUUGUACAAAUCCGCUUUUUGUGAAGGUGGAUAUAAGAGAAUAGGAAACCACGAUAAGAGAAGAAAAGAAAGCAGGAUAAAUUUCCAGAAGAAAAAAAUAUUAAAUCAGGUUUCCCUGAUGGAAUAAAUGCGUCGAUGUAAUAGCUAAAGAAAAGUUUCGCUCCCCCCCCCCAACCCAUGAUGAGAAUAGAUAUUUGAGGAUUUCCCAUCUCCUCCACAUUCAAGGAUAGCCCUGUUGAUGUCAGACAACGAAUUUUUAAACUCUGCAGAGAUCCUGCUACUCCUUUCCCACCAAAAUCAAAGUAUUAUCGGAAAAUUUUGGGGUUUUAAUUUUAUCGUAAGCAGGAUGUCUCUUAUUGGCUCUGUAUCGCGGUAUUUUCAUUGUAAACAGCAGGGUUUUUUCACCAAACUCAGCAUUCUCCUUUUUCAACAUUUGAACGAAGAGACAUCUGAAAUUCUCUCCAGCCCCGUUCUCCACAUCUUCGAAUUUCAUCGUUCAUACUACAAACAAACUCCAGAUCGAGGUGAGGCCCCAUGAUGAUGCAAGGAAUUUGAAGCGCAUAUUAGGAAACCACUUCUUGGGGAAAGAAAAAAUCCGAGUGUUGCCUCAGAGCUAGGAAACUAUUCUGCCAGAAUUUCAUCUUCUCGUCUAUCAUUAACGAUACCCAUGAUCGAUGUCACAGAUAACUUAACGAGAAAAAGAAAGAGUCUCACCGCAGAAGCUUUGGAAGCCAUGACAACGAGGGCUGAUCCUUUCUUCUUCGUUCCUUUCGACCUUAACAUCACAUCCUCCACCUCUCCGAAGUUUCUGAAUACCUCCCUAAGCUUGGCUUCGCUGUACUCCCCGGCCGUUCUCUCCCAGGAAACUUUCAGAACCCUCUCUUUAUCAAGACCAGGACCUCCGUCGUUUUUGACCUUGUCCUUCCUAGGUCCAGCCCCACCUACCGGCCCCCCGGGCGGAGCCGUUGGCGCGUCACUCCCCUUCUUCUUGACCAACAUCGCUGCCCUGAACCUCGCUAGUUCUUCCUUGAGCCUUGCGGCCGCCUGCGCCUCCUCUCGGCGGGCCUUCUCCACCGGAUCGAGACCGGGGCCUGCCGUGGCGGCGCGUUCCCGUUCCUCGAGGUCGGUGGCGAGCUUCCGCCGCUUGGCAUCGUGGCGAGACUCGCGGAGGAGACGCUCCCUUCGAGCGCGAAGCAGGUCGUCGAAGGCCUUGCGGGCGGCCUCGUCUUUGAGAAUUUCAAAGGAGGAGACGAGCCUCUGGAAGACGGCGGUGGCGUCGGGGUCGUCCCGGCGCUUGUCCGGAUGGCACUCCCUAGCUUUGACCUUGUACGCCUUCUCGAUCUCCUUGAUUGAGAGCUUCGCGCCCUCCUCUCCCGAGGGCAACCCCAGGAUCGCAUAGUGGUCCUCUUCCUCCUCCGACGGCAUUGCCAUCGUCGGGGGAGUAGAAGAUGAGAGAGAAGAGAAUUGGGCUCCUUCCCCUACUGAAAGCCUGGAAAUAAUUUGACGGCGUUGUUAUUUAGCGGAGUCAACGGGCCGAAGCCUAGAAAAAUCGGACAGUUGGCCCAUCGACCCCAUUCCUACGAUUAUACGGAUCUGUACAAACCUCAGUCAAUCCGAAGGAAAACCGGACAGAUUUGGCGAGGAUCAUGUUUGGCUACCAGAUCAGCGGGGCAAUUCACUUGGAGAAAUAUAAAUUCCAUUCGACGUAGAUUCUUUCAAGUAAUUGAAAGGAAACUAUGGAUUCAUCGUGGUUCAAUUGUCACUUAUUUUACAUGGUCGUUGACUAGGAAUGCAAUUCUCGUCACCAGUUAAAUCAUUUUAUUUCGAUCAUAAGAUUGAGAUGAUAAUUAAAGCUAAUAUUAAAAAUAAUUAUGAAACUAAAAUGUUUGUGCUGCCCAGCAAUGAUGAUGGUAUAAUCGUAGAUCACCGAUCUUUUAUUGUUUACUUUCAUCUUCAUGUUGUUGUUUUUUCGGUAGAUUCUGAACAUUAAAUGUUAAUAAAACACUCGAAAAUGAUAUAUUAAAGGAAGUAUUCCGUCGUAAUUAUCCUCCCAUUAACUCCUCAUCGAAGGGCUUCGCAUCCACGUAAAACACGAACAUUUGGCAGUUUAAACCCCCGUUAAGAGAUGAGAGGAGGGAUGGACGGGAUGGAGAGGGUGAAUCCGCCGGACCUCCCUAGUGAGAGAAAAUAGAACAAGUUUCAGGGAGAUGGAGAGAGAGAGAGGGACAGACGGAGUGGACGUUCUUAUUGAGAGAAAAUAGAACAAGUUGCAGGGGAGAUGGAGAGAGAGAGGAGGAGGGUGAGGCUUAAGUCGACCACACGUCACGGAAGGUGGACUGGAAGGAAACGAGCACCAGGACCAGAACAACAACGGCCGCUACGGCCCACGGCGAGCCGCCUUCUUCCGAGGCGCCGUCCACCGCCCAUCUCCGCUGGUCCCCGAGAGACAAGCCGAAGGGGAGGCCCGACCCCUGGAACGAAGCCGCCCAUCGGAUGGCGAAGAUCAGGAGCACGGGCACCGCCAUGAGUCCCCAGUUAAGCCGCUGCUGGGCCUCCUCCACGGCAGACUCGUACGCUAGGAAUAACGGGACACCCAGAAGAAGCCCCACCAGCCCCAGUAUCAGCAGCACCGGGUACGGCACUGGCUGCACCCCAAGGUUCUCCAACGCAGAAGGCCCUCCACUCCCUGUAUAGUAGUCCAUAGAAAGAGAAAGCAAGAAGGAGAGAGAGAUAGAUCGAUAGAUAUUUACAUAUAUAGAGAGAGAAGAUUUCGCAGUUUCGAGAGCAGGCGAGGCGGCUGGCCGCUUGAGUGGAGACGAUAGAAGAGAGAGAGAGAGAGAGAGAGAGAGAGGAUACCGCAGUUUCUAGAGCAAGAGAGGCGGGUAGUACUUUCUCGAGUAACUAAGAUGAGCGAGUGGUGUUAAAAGAGGGCCGCAAGCCUGGCCGGCCAAACUUGUUGGAGAGGAGGACAGGACUCAGAGGAGAUGAAGCGAUGUGUCCUCUUCGCCACGGCUGGAUUGCACCAGCGUGCGGGUCGUAAUAAUAUUUUUUAUUACGAGGGGGGAAUUUGUUUAAAAAUAUCGUGUCGUAAUAAUAUUUUUUAUUGACGUGACAUGAAGAGCUCUUCUGCUCCGUAUCCGAGAGAAGCGCACACGUGCCAAACACGUGACCUUUUUUUCUGUGUAGAAGGCCCUUCGUAGAUUCUCGAACCUCCCACUGGAAUAGUCUCCAAGCGCGCGUUCCUGACGUGGAAGAUUUUGAUUCCGGGAAUCGCUUUAGGAAAAGUGGUAUCAAACAGUUCUGCGUAUUUGUAUACUCGUAGAUCGAUUAUGGGGAAUACGUGUACGUAGCUGACGUGCGCGUACGUGGUGUGACGGUACGUUUGAGAGCGGGGAAUCACUUCAAAAACCCUGCUGGUCUAGGGUUCCAAAGCAAUGUAGGUGUCGAGAGGGAGGGGGAGGGAGAAGGUGACCGUUACUCGGUCAGCGGGAGGAGCACAGCUCCUACCCUGGGCGAUGGCGAGCGCUGCCGAAGCCAUAGACCAGGCCGCGCACGCGAAGGCGGUGGAUGAGAAUCUAUGGUGGGGCUCGUUUGUCAUCCUGCUCGAGCAACUCGAGGGUGCGCCUGUUUCUACAUAUGGCUCACCUUCUCUGGUAACAACCGUUGACGGUGGCGAAACGAUCUCAGACUACCGUGUCCAGAAGUAGAGAAUUAAUGCCUCUCAUCGGUGCAGGUGAAGAAGCUGAAGAACAACCGUUCUUGGUUUCUGGACUCCCUUACUCGCUUCAAGCCCCCAAAUGCCUCGUCAAGAGAGGGCCUGAACUCUCCGGAGAUAUCGUUUGGGCAAAAACGCUUACGUAUAAAACCGGAGCUCCGAGAAAUCGCUCUACUUGCUAGCGUGUCCCUGGUAAGCAAUACUUUCAUUUGCCACAACUAUUAGCUGGGUAUCACUGGUAACAUUUAGUGAGAUUCUUUCCAAUCUGCGGGGUAAUUUUUGCCUUAUCAUUUCCUUCUCAACAAAAGUGCUUCAAUUCAUCGUGCUACGUUUCUUGACGAUAAAGUUUGAGAAUAUACAUGUUGUCCAUAUACGGUACAGAAUUGGACACUAGAAGGUUAUGUUGGCGGAGUGACGUACCAAUAGAGGGCAAGAGUGAAUUAAUUUUUUCCAUAUGAAACCACCUAUCAAACACAAGUCAGCUGCAUUUUGAUGUCCAUUUUUUGAUAUCUGGGGGGAUUUUUUUUGUCUAACCUCCCGAACUAAUUUUUUGAUGUCCUUAUUUCUAUUUUCGUGGAUGCUUUCUUUAAUUCAUUCCGUAUAUUACAAUGGUUAUCGCUAUUUGAGGCAAGUUUCCUUCAAAUGUAUGCUUUCGAUGCGAAUGUCUUUGUGAUUUCUUCAAACUUGUUUUUUCCACCGUAGUUGUGGUUUCGAAAGGUGGGCUUGCUUGCCAAACGAGUAAUCAAGUAUAAUAUCGCAGUUCAACAGCUCAUAGAUAUCUGGGGGGGUCUAUGUUAAUAAUAUGUGAUGUUCAGACACAAGCUACUGUCAAGGAACCCCGGUUAUCGUGACAAGGAGAGACAUCACCAUAGGAAAAAUGGCUCUCUGGGUGCAUUUUUGUGCAUUCUCCAGUUGCUGUUACAGUUAUAUUGGUGCAAUGAUUCAUAAUCUUAAAUUCAAAAGCCCGACUAAGAUAUUGGUGUUUUACCCUUAAUUUCGAUUUCAAGUGUUGCAAUAUUUUGACGUGAAGAAAUAUCAGUGUCUCCCCUUUUAUGUUACUGUGCGGGCUUAAUAGAAUGACGACUAGCAGACGUCAUAAUGUCUGAACAAACGUGAUUAUUUUCCAGUAACUAUUGAGCUCAAAAUGAACUAAAAAUAUUAUAACUGUCUAGUGCCUCUCCAAUGAACCGAAGUGAUGUCAAUUUCCAGUGCCAUGGAAAUGGUCGCACACAUGAAUCUGGAGACUCAUUGUAUGUAUUUGGGUUGAUCAAAGGUAGAUUUAUUUGGAGUUAAGAUUCAGCUUUAUUUCUCCUUAAUUUGAAAUAAGCUAGAGAUAUACUCUGGUGAUUUUCAAUUUUUGGCCCAAUGGUUGACCUAUAAGGGAGGAUCUCUAAUAUUGUGUGGUUACAUCUUGUGCUUGUUGAAUAUUUUUGAUGCCAAUGUCUGGCGAAACCUGAUUUUUUUUUUCAUUGUGUAGUAUUUCCCAUAGAUUAUUGAAUAUUGGCGACGUUUUUUUACUAGACGUUAUCUUUUUUGACUGACACUUAAUAUGUGGGACACAUUAUAAAAAUAAUCAUGGAAUCUUCUUGCUUUAGGUACAAAGAAGUAAAACCUUACGAAGGAAAAAAGGAAGGGUUUGUUGGUUUGUUCAUUUCCAGCUAAUGUGCUCGUUGAUCUUAUUGAAGCAAAUAAUAAGGUUUAAAGAGGUUAACUAUGACAAGAAAGAGAUGAUUGCCAGUAGAGAGCAUUUACAUUGAAUCCCUGUAAUUUUCGUACCUCAAGUAAUCAGCUUGAAAUCAUUCAUGACCAAAGUCUUCAAGUUUGUUGGAGAAAGUUAACUGUAGAUACAAUUGGUCCAUUGGAGGUCUAAUCCUAUAAGUUAAUGGGCACAAUAGUCUUGUGAACGAUAAUCUUACAGGAUAUUUUUUUUUUGACAUUGACUCUGAAUUUGUGCUUCGAAGGUACUAAUGGUGACUGUGUUCGGUGCGAGUAAUGCCCAUCAUGCUUCUGCAUUUGGAAUCCCAUGCUGUUCAAAAUGUAUCUAAUGUUUUGAUUGCUAACUUUAAGAGAAAUCGGUUGUAGAAUUUUGUGGCAACAUUAUGCAUGAUGAUUUUGACAUUGCCCCCUGGAUUUGGCAUGCGUUUGAAUUUUGAAUGGCAUGGGACAGUGAUCUGAAUUCUUGGACUUGCUCUAGUGCAGUUUCUAACCAAUCUAUGGAAUGUGACGAGGACAUUAGGUAAUCAAAACCCUGUCGGCGUUUAGGGCCUUUGUUGAAAAUAGAGAAAUUUGGUCACGAAGGACGGAGGGGAGAAUGGCGGAAACCGCCUCAAAAUUCAUUCAACUCUAAUCCCUAUUAUAUAGGGAGUAACGAUACACAACUUUUGCCAAAACACCCUCAACUAAUUAACUAAUUUGUGACCUAAAAUUUCCAACACUCCCCCUCAAGAUGAACUUUGAGAAAUUCAUUUUGGCUAAAUUGGUGAUGACAAAAAAGUACUACCCUCUGAACAUUCACUUGUUGGCGAUGAUAAAGAUCUGUUGUUGCAGCAGCUCUCCCUUUGAUGGUAAUCACAGAUGACCACCAUUGAGGUUGUAGAUUCGCCAACACCCUUUGCUCCUUUAAUGUUGUCAUGCCCCAAAGACAGCUCACCAUGAAUAUGAUAGCACCAAACAACUGUGGCUUGAUCAUGAUGAUCACUAUGUCUCAGGGCUGUAGAGCCUGCCUUGGAGUCAUGAGGUAGUUGACAGCAAGCAUGCGGAGAAUAUUCCUCUGCUUGGAGAUCUGCAUAGUGUCAAGAUCUGAUGCAAAGGCUCUCUGCUAUGUCUGUUGAUUUGAUGAUGGGGCUUAGCUCUCAGGAGAGGUGCAGGCCAGCACCCCUCCCAUCGAUCGAGUAAUGAACUCGUGGAGAAAUUAGAAGGUGAAGGCCAUUUUGAUGAAAGCAGAGCUGAGCAGAUAGCACCAUACAACAUGGACUGUAGCAAUGUGGACUGUGGGGAACUUUGGUCACCAGACUAGGGAAGACAUAGAACUGAUGUUGAAUAGAGGGAGACAGACUGAAGAGGACGGAGUAUGACACUAGAUUCAGACACGUGUGGAUAAGAGAUUGAUUUUACCGCUCAUAAAAUGCUGAUGAAGGUGGAAACGAUGGUAACACAGACCUAGAUAUUUCAGCCUCUAGACAGAAGGCUUGAUGCAGACAAAUAUGACGCCAAUGAAUUUGAAGAUGUCAUUGACGAACCUGCUAUUGAUGAACUCAAAUAUACUUUCAAAUGAUAGAUGAAGAUCAGUGCUCUCCCGUCAGUAGAACUGCCUCGCCGGCAGAGAACCUCGCCAGAGGAGGAGAUGACAGUGGACUCGUCGUCCUAGACUAGAGGACUGAUGGAAGUAGAACCGCUCGAAAUGGCAGAAAGAAAACCUGCUUGCAAUGGCAGGAUAUCAUACCUAUAAACGGCGGAAAGAUAACACGCCUCCAAUGGCGCAAUAAGUGCAUCAAGAUGAUGCCAGAAAGAAACUCAGCAGAGGCACCAGGCAUUCCCUGUUGAAAAUGGAGAAAAAACCUAGCCAUGAAGGACGGAGUGGAGAACGGCGGAAACUGCCUCAAAAUUCAUUCAACUCUGAUCCCCAUUAUAUAGGGAGUAACGAUACACAACUUUUGCCAAAACACCCUCAACUAAUUAACUAUUUCUCUAUGACCUAAAAUUUCCAACAACUUUAUUCAAUCCUUUCUGUUCAUACUGUUAUUCUAUUGUUGAGUCAUUCUAUGCGGGGAAGAGCCCUGUAAUCUAAUAAGUUGUCUGCCAUUUUCUUAUUUGUUGGUGCAUUUUUUUCCAGAGCUUAGAUGAGGUGCAAUCAUACAUUCUGGUUGAUAGGACCAUUAAUCUUGGAAGCUUGCUGUCUGAUUAUAGGCAACCAGAAAUUCUACGCCCUGUGAGUAAUUUUCUUCGUUUCUUCCUUCUACCUUGCUCGGUGGCAUCUGCCACAGUUCAUUUUUCUAUGUCAUUAGCUUUACGUGGAUGCCUUCCCCCCCUAAUUUUCUGGUUAUCAGAGAUAUAGAUUCUUUUUCAGUUUUUUUGUUUUACUGCAUCCAUAUUCAUUUAGUUUUAGGAAUAUUUUUUAACUGAUAACUGUUUCAGUUCUGAUCAUAUAUUAUUAAUAUGAUUAUUAUUAUUUCAUAUGGAAUUUUUUUACUGUGGGGAAUUUCGUAAGCAACUUCAUACUGAUUUCCAUGUUCUUGUUUCACAGUGUGGUCAUGGUGUUUACAUUUCAACUUUUGAGUACUAAUUUUCCUUGGCUCUGGAAGAUCUGAGGUUUAUGCUAACAUCUAUCUUGCUGACCUUUUUUUUUCUCCUAAUGUUAUCCAGGGUUAAUUUCCCCAUGAAGAGAGUGAUGUCCCCUGGGCAUUCCUUUCUCUUGAUAAGCCUGUACAUUGAAUUCUAUAUACCUUCUUGGCUGCUCUUACAAUAUUUAACUUGGUUGUUCUAGAUGAAUGUAAACGUUGUCUAAAAUAGGAAAUCUCUGAUAGGAUUCUCUGUUUAUGGUUGUUUGGCUUUGUUUUUGUAUUACGAGGGUUUUAUUCGCACUCUUUUCUUGUUUAUUGACUUUUAUUUACAUGAACUGCUGUGUUUCACUGUAAAAAAAAACCACAUGCUUUCACUAGAUUAUCUAAUGAUUGUGAACUGAAACAAGCGUUAGAUUUGAUCAUUUGACUUCAUGUGUAACAUUUGGUCCUUUUUUUGAUUUGCAGAUACUGAUUCAAUAUUAUCUCGAACGACAGUGUUUGUUGAAGUGCGUCAGGUGGAUAUUCAUGCAUGCGUGUAUGUGAAUGAUAUUAAUUCAAUUCAUGCAACUUAUUUCAGCAAUUUUUUCACCUGCAUUUUAUUCGUUCUUAGGAUAUCCUUGUACUUUUACUGUGAGCUUCUUUAUUCCUUUCGGAAGUUGCUUAACAGACAUUUUUCAUAGGAAAGUAUGUAUCCUGGGUGUGUAUUGACUGAUAGACUGCCCUACAGAAGGCACUAACGCCAUUACUCUUCACUGUAUUUGGAGCUUUAUGCAACCUGGAGUAUGAACAUAUGAUACAACUUAGGGAUCCUAUUGGCUACAAUGUUUGUUGCAGAAUCAGAUUUGAAGUCCUGGAAAGUGUAAUGGAAGAAUGAGGCAAGUUCAGAGUUUGACUAGCUUUCCUUAUCAUUCCUAAUGGAGGAAUCAAACACCAUCCGACAUCUUAGAUUUGAGCCCUUCUCCAUUGCAAGUGACGGUUUGUUUAUGUAGACAGUUUUACAUUUAUAUUUCUCAUGAAGGAUCUGACUGAGGCUCUUGAUUACAAUAUUAAUUAAGUGGUACUUAAUGGUAGUUACGGAGUAUUGGAAAUGGCAUUGGAUACUGGUUAAUAACUCUGUUCACCUCAUCAAUUGAGGAUGAGUUUAUCAGUUGGUUGUUGAGGCAUUCAAGUUUUUUUUUCGUUAAGUUUUAGUUAUUAUGAAAUAGGGAGCGAGAAUUCAAUUUGAUGAUGUAGGGGUAAAUUCCACUAUUUUUUGAACCUAAUGUUUAACUCCAAGAGCACCAUAUUUUGUAGAUUGUGCUCUUUCAUUCGGGUUGUUUUGGAUAUCUGCUUGUCUCCCGUUAUUUGUUGCUGAUGCUUCUGAAUAGCUGUCACACCUACUUUAUGAAUAAAACACGGGCAGCUGCUUUCGACUUAGGCAUAUUCGUUCUUCUUGUUGACUUUUUUCAAAAUUCUGAUCUCCACACUAUUUUCCCCGAUCUGACCAUCUGAAUAUGCUGUUCUGUGGCGGAUAUAUCAAGUUUUUUUUUUGUUGCAUGGCGAUCCUCAUGCCACGUACUUUACUGACUGACAGUCAUUGUUUCUACAUCACUCCCUGUGAGAAAAUGUCUAUAAAUUUUCCUUCUUUCAGUUGCCUUUUGAUUGAUUAUUGAUGAGUGAUUGGAAUGUUGUCUUGCCAACAUGGAUUUCCACCUGAUCCACCUGGAGGCAGGAAAUGUUGUUACUUUCUAAUUCUCAAUAAUACUGGAAUGUUUUGCUUUUGAUUUUUCUUUCAUUUACAUGGAUCAGCCCAGGCAGUGCUGGACGGCCCUGAAACUUUAAUUGAAGGAAACUUUAUUAGUUUUAAAACAGUGUGGUACAUUAUAUUGACCUUUUUAUGCCCAUAAUGACCUGGAUUGGUAGUUGUUCAAAUCAGUUGUGACAUUCAACUUCAGUACUUUCAGCUACUGGAUUUUCCUAAUGCUCAUGUAUGAUGAAAGCAUCGUGUCCAUUGCAACUUUUAUAAUUUUGUGUUCCAUUUAACUUGAAUGCUUAUCUGUUUCAUCAUGGAAAUCGGCAAAUAUUGGUGAUAUCGAUCUUUUGAUUCUUCAUAAGUUGCUUUCAUAAAUGAUAUCAAGUUGUUUUCAUUUUUCAUCAUGGCUGUAAUUUUGUUUAUGGUGCAGUGUACAUUGAAGAUGAGUCUCAUGCGUCUGGUAAUAUACGUGAGGUGGCUCUGUCUUUGGUUCAGGAUGGAUUAGAGAAGAAAUUCCUCACUAUUCUUGAAGAUCUAUCUCAGUCAGCGUUUCUUCAGAAAGCGGUUAUUUCCUAAUAUGUUUAGUCCUUUAUUGAGUUCUUUUGCUUUCUAGCUGAAUGCAUGUGUGAACUUCUAAUCACUCAAAAGUGAAUGUUUGGAUUUUUUUAUGUUGCAAUCUCUUUUCAUUAUUUUUAGCUAGCAACCAUUAAUGUAAUUCACACAGUGCCUCUCUCUCUCUCUCUCUCCCCCCUCGCUGCAACUUUGUAGUGAGGAAGGACUAUACACUUUGUGUAGGUUUAUUUUCAUUCCUCAAGUUCACAGUAGGCAGAUUGUUGCUAGAUUCUGUAUCAUAUUUUUUUCUCCAAAAAAGGUCACGUAUUGUGAUUUGUUAAUGGAGAGCCGGAUAGAAUAAACAUAAAAUAUUUUCAGUAUGUUGAGGAAAUUCCUCUGCACCUAAACCCGUACAAUGCCAUGUAGUUUCAUUAUUUGAAGUCCAGCUAAAACACUUGAAUCUUUGAACAUAAUUAUCUUUGUUAUUGUUGAUGUUGCAAUUUGAACUGGUUUUGGUUGUUAGGGGGUGUUUUAACUGUUCUUUCGGUCACAUUCUCUGCUUUUGGCAUGAUCCGUGCCAAAUCUUGUCACGUGUUUUGACUUUUCUGUUAAUAAGCAUUUCCACGUUUAGUCUGUGGUUUCUUCUGUAGAGUAUGAAACUUGUAAUUGCGUUUUUCUAAAUGACGAUUAAUUAGUGCUGUUGUUCUGUAUGUGCAUUGUCACAAGUUCUGAUAGUGAUUGGCUUAUUGUCACAUUUCUUUCUUUUAUUGUUAUUUUCUGUUAGGAGGUGGAUUUGAUCACAUUGUGGGUGGAGGAGAUUCUCAUUGAAAGCAAUUUGGUUUUGGAUACUUUUUUUCUUGCUUAUUAUGAAAACUUUUGUGGCUGCAAGGGAGAACAGUGGAAAAAGUUGUGCAUGCUUUUUAAGGUACAUCAAUAUUUUCUUUUACAUUGUCUCGAAACUAAAUGCAUGACCUUUUUAGUUAACUUGUAAAUGUGACACAUUUACAGGGGAUGAUAUCUGGUCCUUUUCAUAUUGGAGAAAUGGCAGAAUCAUCUGAAGCGAAAAACUCAUUCUACCAUGCAAAAGUUCAGCUAGUUCUUAUUCUGAUUGAAACGUUGAAUCUUGAAAAUCUUCUUAGAAUGGUGCAUGAUGACGUCCCAUUCAGGUUCUAAGCAUACUUAUGCAUUGCCUUCCUACCUUUUUCUGUGAACCUCUAAAUUUUCCUAGAAUUUUAUUCUUUCUUGAUCUUAUUCAUUGGUUAUCCAUCGUCUUUGUGUCAGGAGUGGUGGCAUAUUUUCAUUGGCGGAUAUUCAAGAGAUGGAUGCUAUAAUUUCAAGUAUGAUCCCUUUAGAGACUGCUGAAGCAGGGCCUCUGAUUCUUGCAUGGGGUGUUUUCCUUUACCUGGUCUUAUCACUUCCAGAUAAGCAAGACUACCACCCGCUAAUGGUCUGGGUGCUUUUUACUGUUUUGUACUAACAAAGAUAUCUAAUGUGCGUAUAAUGAUUCCUUUUUUGUUUAUUUUUUUCCCAGGCAACAGAUAUCAUGGGGUAUGUUCAAAAUGCCACAGUUAAUGGGCCUUUUGUAUAUUUAGUGGAAAUCCUCCAGGGUGAUUUUGUGCUUAAUUCGGAUGUAAGGCCCCGGUAACAUUCAGGGUUUUACUUUUGCAUCGUCAUAUGGUGUUGCCUGCUUUUGGUAGUGACCCACUUGUUUUUUUCCGUUGUGAUAAUUGGUAUUGCUGGCUCCAUCAUAGAGAUAGGGAAAAUUAACUUGGGUGUGAAUGGUCCAUAAUGUAGAAUUUCUUUUUUCAAUAUUUUUUUGCGUUUCCAGCAAUCAUUUUCGAUCCUUUUUUACUUCCUCAGUUGGUAGCACUCUAUUUGAUAUUAAAUACGCUAAAUUAUUAUUUACUACUUUAUUUGUUUGUCUUUCCAUUGUGAAAACUUUACAAGAGAUUGAAGUGUAGAGGUAUAGUAGGGGGGGAACCAUGGGAUGAAAAUUCGUAAAUGCCCUCACUUUGGUGGGUAUUCUUGAGGAAAACGCGCCUCAACUAGGAUAUUUGUUCAUCCAUUUAUGAACUGCAAAGUUAGUGUAAGACUUAUGUGGAGCAUCGGAGCACAGAUGUAAUGGGAAAGAAGAAUGAGGGGAUGUAAGUAUCCAUUGUGGGAUGCUCAUGGUUCACGAACAGCUGCGAAAAGAUAAUGGCCCACAACACAGGAAUUAGUACUAGUUUUUUCUCUUCUCUCCCUUCUUUGUCAUUUUCUCAUCUUGUAGUUCACAUUUUUUUUGUUUUCUGAAAAAGAUCUAUCAGUUGCUUGAAGAUUGGGACAGUGACUCUUCUAAACUGCGUACGUUUGGUUUUAGUCACAGCCAUUAACCUUUAUGGUUUCACUCUGUCUCUUUCUAGGUUCUAAACUUUCGUCAAUGGGAUGCAGUCACUGUGAAACAGCAUCUUUACUAAUUGUCAUAGGGACAUGAGAUGUGAAUAGUUUAUUUUCAAGGUCAUGUGGCAACAAGUGGAGCCAUAUACAUGUGGCAACAAGUGAAGCCAUAUAUAUUCUCAUUCCUGCUAUUACACAUCCUCCCUGUCUACAUGCAGUCAUCACAACUAUUAGCAGGAUUUCCCUGUCAUGGUCGAUCACUGUUUCAUCAUUUUUAGCUAUUUCUAGCUAAUUAUUUGGUUUUUGUUUCAUUCUCCAUUCAAAUGACCGAAUUAUACACAUCAAUUGUUGUUUGUUUAUACUAGUUUUGAAUCUGGAUGUUCAUAAUAUUUUUGGUUGUAAUAACUGGUAAUCUUUAUAUUGCUAAAUAUUUGUUCGUUUUAAAAGUGCGCUCAUGUUAUUAAAUUUAAGAGCUCAAAUGAAAGUCUAUUUGCCAAGUUUGAAAAGGCUGUAAAUUCACUAGAUUUUGUUGAAAUAAAAUCGUGAAUGUUAGUCUUCUUCGUGACUAAUUGCAUUCUCUCUCAUCAGUAAGGUGAUCCAUCAUUUGACUUCAUUAUGUCAUUUCCUAGACGUUAUUUACACUGUAACAAGUACUAAUGGUAUACAUUGCUGAAAACUACAUGACGCCAUUGCAUUUAGUUUUGGAUAGGGCGUGUGAAUUUGAGAGUAUAAUAUAUUUUUUUCAUAAUAUAUAUUUGAAUAUGCUGUGGAAUCAUGCAUAUAUCGCCAUUUAAAAAGCAUUAGUGAUUAAAACAAAAUACAGUACAUUUUCGUAUGCUUCUAAGUCUGGAAUGCUUAUGUGCAGGGCCCUGUUUCUGGUUAUCUCAGUGUCCUGAAAACAUUUAUUUCUGCAUUUAUUACAUGCUUUCAGAUAGCGGACCAGGUAACAUUUUUCUUUUGAUUAAUGUAGGCUGUUUAAUAAAAUAGAUGUGGAGGCCAUCUCUUACACAUUCUGUUUGCUCUAUUUAUUUUCAGUCAGAGAGCAACACUUUGGAAUUAAUCCUAGAAAUUCUUUGUAAAAUCUACCGAGGGGAGGUAAGGUCAUAUUUUUUGAUCUCCUGUACUCAUCAGGCCUAUGUAUAUGAAGUUUUUUUUAUUAUCCAUUUUCCAUUUGUUUCCUUAUGCUACAGGAAUCACUUUGCAAGCAAUUCUGGGAUAGAGAUAGUUUUAUUGACAAACCUAUCAGAUCAUUUCUUUACUCUUUGGAGAUCGAUUUUCCUUAUAAUAUUCUGGUUGUACGUUUAUUGUCAGCACUUUGCGAGGGACCCUGGCCUGCCAAAUGUGUGUAAGUUUUCUUGCUCUCUCUCUCUCUCUCUCUACUUCCCCAAUACUACUGCUUCGCUGUUACUUUUCUAUAGUCAACAAAUUAUCUAUUCUUUUAUUAUAUUUUUCAUGAUAGGUAUCUUGGCCAUGGUUCGUGUGUGAAUCAUUUUUAUUGACAUAUAGAUUUAUGCACAUAAUUCCAUGUAAAAGAAUCCUCAUAUAUAAGGUCUGAAGUCUUCCUUAAUUUUCUGUCAAUAAUUUUCAUGAGAAACUGUACUUGGGUUCCUUGGAAAUUGUUGUAAUGUGAUUUUUCAUCAUCUUUUAUAACUUGUUAUCCUUUAUCUCUUUUGAUAGACUUGGGAUAAUUUUUUUGAAUAUUUUGGCUCAUCUAUAGAUCUAGACUUUCUUGAUUUGUUUAAGUUUGGGUCCUUUCCAUUGGCGAAAGUGAGUGUUAAUUACAUACUUUUGACAAAGGAUGUAUGCUGUGAAAUUAACACGCCACAAGUAAACAAAAUUUAGUUUCUCAUUGAAACAUAUUCAGAUUUUGGUUGUUAUUUUAGGACCAUGGAUAAUGGAUGGGAUGAUACUGACUUGGUGAAUCUAUAAUGUAAAGCUUAUGUGAUAGUUCUACUUGGUGUAGCCCAUUUAAGAGUUUAUUGGAUGAGGCUCAAUUGUAAAACAUAUCAUCCUUUGUGGGAGACCUCCUUCCACGAGGGAUUCUAACUUUGGUCUUAGUGCUCCACGAUUACUAGUAGAAUUCCGUGCGAUGCUUGUGGAGUUCAAAUUAACUGGAUAUAAUUUGAUACAAUGGUCAUAAUAUAUUCAAGAGGUUUUGAUUGGAAGAGGAAUAUUACAUCAUUUGUUAGAAGGGAAUCUAGAUCCCUUGUCUCAUGAAUGCCAUAGAUGGAGAGAAGAGGAUGCACUAAUCAAGACUUGGAUUUGGGGAACGAUGAUUCCUCAAAUUAGUUGAGAUUUUUUCUUCUUAGGUAGAGUAAAAGAUUUAUGGGAAAAACAGUUCACACAAAAUUCUCACAGAAGAAUAAUGAGGCUAAUAUAUACGAAUUAAAGACAAAAUCAAUGUAUAUAAUGCUGGGAAAUAAAUAUGUGCUGGAAUAUGUUGGAGACUUGAAAGGUUUAUGGCAGGAACCUGAUUAUCACCUUAGUGACGACACAAAAAACCUAGAUUACUUCUCUACAAAAUUUCAUAGAACGAAGAAGAGUCUUUAAGUUUCUUUCAGGACUUAACUAUGGUUUUGAUCAUGUCAGACAAUAGAUUUUGAGUCACGAGAGGAAAUCUGAUCUAGAUGAGGAAAGUCGUCUGAAAUUGAUAAUGUUAUUAUUGCCUGAAAUUGAUAAGGCUGCGUUUGUGAUUAAACCGGGUGAAAAUAUGAAGAAAGCCACAGAUCAGAUUCAACAUCUUCAACCUGGUCAAGGGAAAAAUCAAAAGUCCAAGUUUCAAAAUAAUAUAUGGUGUACAUACUGCAAGAAACCUUGUCACACUAGAGAUAGGUGUUAUAAACUUCAUGGUAGACCACAAUCUGUUAGCACUGAAAACAAUGGAAGUCAAGCACAUUUGGCAGCAUAAUUACCUACCAAUCAGAUUUUCAAUCAACCAUCAGAUCCCAAAAAAAAUCCAACACUCUCUUUCGUUUCAGAUAGAUGAGAUAGAAGGAUUUUGAGUUGAAUUGAAAAAGUUGGAAGUCAACAGUGACAGAUCACUCAUUAAUUCAACCUAAUAAGUUUCAUUACUCUCUUCGAAUCAGGGUCUCUUUUAGAGACAUUUCUAACAAUUGGGUAGUGGACGCAGGAGCAAUGGACCAUAUGACGAAUUCUUCUCAUUUUUUUAUCAAAUACAAUCCUUGUCUUGGUGACAGAAAGGUAUCUACUACAUAUGGAUCUUUUCUAACAACUAAUGGUAUAAGAGGCCUUAAACUUGAACCCUUUCGGAAUUCUUAAUAAUGUCGUUCAUAUCCCAAAAUUAUUUACAAAUUUCCUCUCUAUCAAGAAACUCGUGAAAGAUUCACCUUAUCGUGCCUGUUUUGAUUAGGAUAUUUAUGUGAUAUUUGAUAAGGUACAUUGUUAGAGGAUGAGAGUUGCUAGAAAACGUGAAAGACUCUUACUAGAAGGAUUUGCCAAGCGUACCUAGUGGAAGCAGAUCAACACCUAAAGCCUCUAGAAGAUGAUCUUGACAUACGAUUACUCCACCAAAGAAUGGGUCAUCCUUUCUUCAGCACUUUGAAAAUUCUUUUCCUAGGUGUUCUUAGACAUCCUUAAGUGUGAUGUGUGUAAACUCUCUAAACACACUCGUGCUUCUUUUCAAACUUAAGGAGAAAGUGAGACGAUUGUUACUUUUAUAGAUGGCUGUACACAGUGUAUGUUGAUGUUUCUUCUAAAACAGAAGUUUAAUGUGUGAUAUUUUAAUUUUUUUCUAUGCUAUGAUUAAAAAUCAGUUCAACAUCAGUUCAAAGAAAAUCAGAUCCAACGAUGCUAAAGAAUACUUUAGCCAAAGUCUGACUUCGUAUUUCCAAUCAGAGGGUAUCUUCUUGUGUAUAUACUCUACAACAAAAUGACUUAGCUGAGAGGAAAAAUCGACAUCUUUUAGAGGUAACUUGAUUGAUUCUAUUUCAGAAUAAUGUGCCAAAAGUUUUCUGGGGUCAGACUGUCAAAACAGCUACAUAUCUCAUCAGUAGAUUGUCCUCUAGAACCUUAGAGUAUAUACUCUACAACAAAAUGACUUAGCUGAGAGGAAAUAUCGACAUCUUUUAGAGGUAACUUGAUUGAUUCUAUUUCAGAAUAAUGUGCCAAAAGUUUUCUGGGGUCAGACUGUCAUAACAGCUACAUAUCUCAUCAAUAGAUUGUCCUCUAGAACCUUAGACUUCCACAGUUCUUUAAUCUUGUUAGCAGUCCAGUUUCAACACCAUCAAAUUAAAACCAUGUUAGAACCCAAGAUAUUUGCUUGCUUUGGGGGUUUUCAGCUGUUGUAAAGAAAGUUGCCAUAAAAAUUAAGAAUUAAAGGUGAGGUUGUGAUGACAAAUGAGUGCUACCAUAGUUCUGAUGAGAGUCGACAUUUCUCAAUUUGACUUUGAAGGAAUCUGAUCUUCCUUGUAGAUGUUACUUUUUAUAAACCCACCAAAAUCUAGAUGGUCGGCUUAUUCUGGUGCAGAGUCUGCCAUUUAUGGCUGGCUGGGUGAGAUCUGGGCUGGAUGGCCCAAAUGGUUGCCUGGAUAUGUUUUAAAUUAGUUUGGAUCAGUUAAUAUAUUAGUCUGCCUUGGAAAUAGUCAUGCAGAAUUGAUCCAACAUUUAUUCUGGAUUCAUGUCCCAUAAUUCAUUGAAAGAUCCAUCUAGGAAAUGUCCAUGAGACAUUAUUUUAAAAUGACAGUCUGUGGUACUUCAACCACGGAGGAGCAAUUUCAUUUACGUUUUAGUUUUAUUAAACUAAUCAGGGCUUUUGGUCAAGUAGUUGGAGGAUGUUUGUGGCCAAGUUUCGGAAUGAUUUUCCCCCCCUUUUUUUGUGUUGGUUGGGAGGAGGGGGGGAAGGUUUUCGAAGUAUCGUCAAUGGUGACGAAGGAGGAGGUUAAGCACCCAAGGCGUUCAUUCUGGCUUUGCUAAUCGCCAUUUAUAGACGUGAUGACAUCCUCAAACAGGUUCUUUCCAAUAUCCAUUCACGGGUGAUUGACACUGCCUAACCAGAAACCUGCAUUAAGCUGGUAAUUUUUUUUAAAAAAUUUUACAAUUUAUUUAAUUACUUCCAAAAAGGAAGUUUGUACAGAAUAAAACAAUAUUUUUAGAAUGAUUUUUAUUAAAUAAUAUAUUAAAUAUUUAAAAUGAAAUAAUAUGUAAAAAUUUUAUGUACAUUAUUUUACAUUCAUAUAAAAUGUAUGUAAAAGUAGUGUCCCCUUGGUAUGAAUUAUUGGACCAUUGUGUAAAUUGCCUUGAUCUCUUAAAAGCCUUGGGGGGAAGUAACUGUUCAGCUAGAGACCCAGUUGCAUGCUUGCAGAAUAAUAAUAAUGGCAAUUUCUGUGGAUGGCUAAGAUGAUGUGGUGGCUCUUUGUAUGCGUAGUGUGAGCUUGCAAUCUAUAUGCGGCCUCAUAACUUCACUUUUUCCACUUUCUGUUAUUGACAUUUAGCAUAUUGUUGUUGACAUAUGAGCGUGUUUUUAUAGACAUUGGGCUGUCAUCGAUGACUGUAAAGUAUGGUGACUUAAAUUGAACAGGAUCCUUUAAACCAUUCGAAAGAAGUCAUGAGGCUUGUUUUAUUUUUUUUUGGAAGAUGCAGUUGGGAUGCUUAUUUGUAGGGGUUAAGGACACGAAUGCAUAUAAUAAACACUGGUGUGGAUUAGUUGAUUCUUUAGUUAUAAGCAUUAUGGAAAACUGGUCCUUUGUUCCAUUUCACGAAAUAAUUGGUUUCCCGGAUUUUUUAACUCUCUUUUUUUCGUGUGCUUCUGAAUCUUUGCAAGUACAGCUCUGGAAUUGAAUGUUAUCCUUUGUGUUGAUAGAACAUUGUAUCUGAAUCUGUGUUGUUUGAUGUCCAGAUGCAACACCGCGGAUGCAGAAUUCAUUAAUUCGAUUGUUCUGACUGUCCACCAUGUAGAAUUGCACCUGUUUUAUUGUUUUCUGAUGUAUUAGACCCUUGUUUUGUUGCUAAUUAGGAAGCCCUUGUUCUUAUAAUUCACAAGUGAACAAGGAAAGACAAAAGAGGAACGAAUUCACAAGAGUUGAGCCAUGCCCAGUAUCGAGGCAAUAUUAUGCUCCGGAUAACUCUCCACAAAUAGGCUUAUCCAUUGAUGUAUGAAUAGGGUAAUUGUGUGAAGCUCUAAGGGUAUGUAAGAAAAGUGGAGGGUUAGGGUAUGAAAGAGUAAAACACAUGCAAACGAUGACCCAAUUUGUUUGGAACUUUAUGUUUGCUGGAUAUGUUUAUCUUCUGGCAUCUUGUCUCUGUCUAUGUUAUCUACAUAGAUUGACUUUGGAAGUCGGCCUAAACUAACUCUAAAGUGUUCAUAUGUCAAAAUGAUCUGUCCUGAAUAGUGCUGCAACCCUAGGAGGAUAUGCAGAUAAAAAAAUUCAACUCGCAUCACAUCAUAGGUGACUGUUAUAUACACGUAACAGGGCCACAAAACAAGGAAACUACCAGAUAACUAGGAAACUGACAAUCAAUGACUUAAACUGGCAAACUAGGAAACGGUCUAACUAAGAACCGAACUCCUAAUUUUUUGUUCUUUCACAAAUUAUCCCAUGUUGAAAGGAAUCAACUACAAACACAUUUGGAUUUCAGUGGACUUUUAAGCACUUCUUUACUUUUCCAGAGAGUAUAAGGGAGUUUGACUUGGAUUCGUUCACUAGUUUGACGUUUUUCAGUGCAUUUCAAUUUGAAAUUUACUCUCUUUAGCGUCAAAGUCAUGAUUUACUAAAAUGGCUGACUCAGGGUAUCAGCCUGGACUUUAUAUCAAAGUGAUGAGUUAGUUCCCAAAAUGUACAAAUUUGUGAAUCUUUUUUCUUCGCUGCCUUGGUUUUCUUGACCUAGUAUUUUGACGUUGUAUCUUAUUCUGCACAUUGUGCUCAGUUCAUUGGUAUUGAUAAGGACUCCUUGUCUGUCUUCGUUUCAGAUUCUUAGGGAUGCUUGUAUUUUUCAGUAGCAACUAAUGCAAGGCUUCAUCCAGGACUUAAUAAAAAUGUUUUCAGUUUUCAUGAAUCUGUCAAAGUUAAUGUCCACUGUGUUGGUGUAAUGGCCGAAUGUUUUGGCCAAAAUUAAUGGCGCUUGAAAGUUCUCAUUUCAUCAUUACUGGUUAUGCUUUGUUAUCUGUUUUGCCGCCAGCCUUAACAUGAAGGCUUUAAUUGAACCACAGGCUCUGUUUUUUCCAUUAAAGUUAUUGGGUUCUCAGUAUAAGCUUUGGAAUAUCCUGUUUGUUAUUAUCUACAUGGUCUGAUGAAGUGAUUGGCAUAUCAUGCCCCUCUUUGUUUAUAUGUUUGCUAAAACUUCCCAUUGCAGAUUCAACUUUUUGUGCAACAUGACUUAUACGACUUCAUUAUAUGAAGUUCCUGGUGGUUGUCGGACAUUGAGUAGUGACAUGACUGUUGUGGCGCCCCACCUGUUGUAUGUUGAAAGUUUUGAUGUACUUACCAUUCCGAGUGGAGUGCAGGGACAUGUUGUGAGAAUAAUUGACGAUAAUACUGCCCUUAUUCGGUGGAAAGUAAGUGCGUGCUUCCCAAUUGGUUUUCGGUUGAUUUUAUUUAUAUGACUUGCUGGUGAUUGGUAUUGUUUGGAAAAUUGAUCUGCUAUAUUUUCCUUAUGCCAAUAAAACUAGAUCAUCAGCUACCUUAUGACAUUCCCUGAUGAUGUCCCCAUCCAAACUAACAUUUAGUAAGCUAGUGCCUUGAAAAAUGGACAAUGAGAUGUAGUUACCUUUUAGGUUUUAUUCGUCUAAUUAUUAAAAAAAGAUAUGAUGCAGGAGGAGCUGAUGUCUGGGAAAGUUUUUUUGUUUGGAUUUUUAGUCCUGACGGUUGGAAAAACCUGGGAUGCAUCCUAUGUAUUGCUUUUCUUUUCUUUCGGUGUCAUACAUUAAAUAACAUCAGAAAAGCUUGUUGGUCGUCUAGUCACAGUACUUGAUUGGCAUCUCAGAGUUUAGAGAUUCUUCCUCGAAUCUCCUCUAUCCUUUGGUCUUUAAUCAUUACAGUCUGCCGAUACUGCAAUUUUCCUGUAAUCUGCCUUACCCUAUGAUCUUAAUAUAAUAUUCCAGAUGAAGUAUAAUCUGAUGCGUCUUCGUUUCAUUUUUUUUUUAUAAUUUUCUCUGCGACUUUAUUGCUGCCCAUCCUAGAUAUUUGCUACAGUCAACUAUAGGAAGGUAUACAUGAUCAAGUUGAGAUGCAUCAUUGAGCAAAUCGAAGGAAAAUUAAUUGAUUGAGUAUAUUGUCUGUCACAGGGAUAAUUAUUAUAACUAUUUUAUGACUGAAGGAUGCUGUAAGCUAGGCUUCUUAUUCUUUUCGUCAGAACUAGGACACCCAUAUCAGCUACUCAUUUACUGGUUGUGAUAAGGUUAAUGUGUCUUUGUAAUAGUUGAUAAUGCUUCUUAUUCUUUUUUGUCAGGACUAGGACACCCCCAUCAUCUACUCAUUUACCUGUUGUGAUAAGGUUAAUAUGGCUAUGUAAUAGUUGAUAAAGGUUCUAUGAUCUUUUUUUGACAUGUGGCAUUUAAUGCAGUGUGGUUAUUCUGGAGUCAUAGUGCUGCUCUUGCGCCUGGCGCAGGAAUUUCAUUCAAAUAGCUACAAGAAUAUCUCUCUCACCCUUGAUCUGCUUUAUCGGAUGUGUCUGUAUAACACGGUAAUUUUUUUGAGCUAUGAGCAUGAUGUUCCCAUCUUUUGCCUGUGUUUUUUUUUUUUGAAAUCCUGUAAUUUUUGAGGGGUUCCUUGUUUAGUUUAAAUUUUAAGGCUUUUGUGUGGAAAUAUUUUAAUUAAAUUAUUUUUCACAAUUCUGUCACAUCUCGUGGAAAUAUGCAGUCUGCAUUUUUUAUAUUUAGGACUUAAAUGGGAUUUUGAGCGGCUUCUGGUUUAGUUAAGGUUUUAAAACUUUUGUGUAUAAAUAAUCUUUGAUUAUAUUAUUUUGUCACAAUUCUGUCACAUCUUGCGGAAUCUGCAGUCUGCAUUUUUAUUUUUUAUGUAGCGAAUGUGGGCUAAACUUGAUCCAUCCGACAUAACUAUUGUUUUUUGUUGUUUUGCAUUUUUUAUUUUCUACUCAUUAUUGCUCCAACAGAAUGGAAGAGAAUAAGGUCAGAAGACACAAUUCUUUGGCUGGGGUGAUGAUAGUAUUGAAUGGCUACUUACACUGAUUAGUGUGUGAUCAAAGCAACUGACAUUUUGUUUGGGUCCACUUCUCUAGGUUAGUAAAGGAAAAACUUAAAAACUCUCAAUAUCAAAACGCAGGAAAAAUAUUUUUUGCCAUUCUUGUUCUCCUACGGAUGAAAAGUACAUUGAAAUUGAUUGUUCUGAAUUAUAUUUCUUCAGGUUAAGCCUGUCUUCGUCAUAAACUUAUUAAAAUUUUUUAUCUCUUUUGAUUUGCGUUGUCAGUUCCUGAAAAUUUUACAUUAUUGCAGUCAGGGAUUCAUUUUUAAAAUUUUUUUCAUUCAAAUUUGAUUCAGAGAAUAUGUUUUGCAUUAAUGGAAAUCAGUCAUUCUUCCAUUUUGCAAUCAGCUCAAUUAAAGGCAGACAUGGAUACAACUUCAAGGUUUGUGAUCUGGAUAAGACUGUUGUGCUGAAAGUGUGAGUCUUUACUUCUCUAUUUACUGAGCAGUGGUGGCUCACUUUGUGGUUUUAUUUGCAGGAUUGAUUUAGUGAAGGUAAUAUGUUCCUUGGCUAUGAAAUUAGUGCGUGGGGUUGGUAGCGCCGAACUUGUGUCUUUGUGCAUAAAUAUUCUUGGCGAAAUGUUGAAAUGGUGAAUACUUCUGGUCCUUUAAUUUUCCUUGGUUACACAACAAAAUGGUUAUAUUUUUCUAUUUGAAGUGUUAUUAAGGACAAGAUAUAUGUCUUUGGCUGGUUUUGCUUAGUAUAAAAUACGUUAGCUCCUGGAUCAGAUGUUUCAUACGUUUUUUAUCAUGUUAAAGUUUGUGCAGUGACCUGAAGGGAAUACAAGAUGGAUAUUUAAUGUUGACUCGGAUUUCUAUUUACCAGUAUUUUUGCUUGUGGACACAUCAUGUAAAUCAAAUAUGAACUGACAGCAUAAUACUUUGCAUCACUUUUGUAUUUUCUAAAUGCAUUGGCGGGAACCGCUGUUAUAUUUUAAAGCAUCACAUCCAAGGGUAUGAACUGAGUUAUUUACCAAAUCAAAUAGUAUAGAAAGAUUUUAUUUUGACAUUAAUUACGCGAUAUACCGUCCUACUUGUUAAGUUCUAUACAUUCAGUUUCCUGUCUCUUCUUAAUGUUUGAAUGUCAUUGCUUAGAAACUGAGUUUCCCAACAUUUUUCUGCGAGAUCACGGUGGAUUUUCUAUUGAGAUUUGCUUUGAAAAAGAUUCAAUUAUAUAUUCCUUAGCUUCUGUUGAUCAUUUGUCCUUGUCAUAAUCCCUGAUUAUGUAUUUCUCUGAAAGCACUGACAGCAUUUUUUAUUUAGCUUUAUUAAAAAAGGUGACACUAAUCUUCUCUUUCUCUUUCAAUGUAGCUCACCAUCAUAUGUAGUUGAACUGAUUCUGAGGGCAAAUAUUUUUGGAAGAAGCUACAAUGGUCCGUCAAGGUGAGUGAAUUUAGUGAUGAUUUUUGUGUUUUGGUCGAUGUUCGUUGUGCAUCUUUGUAAUAAUACAUUUAAGAAAAAUCUUCAAUUAGCUUCGUUUUUUAUGCAUAUAUGUACAUGUGCCCAGGAUUGAAAGAGUUGAGGCACAUGUAAGGUAGACAAACAGUGUCUUUUAUGCAUGGUUGUCUUUCCUAUAGAACAGAGACACAUAAGGCCAUGGCAGGGAAGAAAAAAGGUAGAGCUAAGUUGGUUUGUUGGAGGGUUGGGUGGUUGAAUGGUUGGGGUCAUAAAGCUUUCUGAGAAGAAUGAAUAUGUAUGGUUCUCUGAAAAGAUUGAAUGUACUUUGGUCCAGCCUAUUUUUAUAUAAAUUCAGUGAUUUCUGAUGAGGUGUAUCUCAAUAUGGAUGUGUGAAUAUUGGUCUAUGCAUGUUUCAUACUGAUUUUCUUGUGUUCUUUAGAUUUCAGUCUUACAUAAUUUUUUGUUUCGAAAAAUAAUUUUUUUAGUCCAAUUUCGAAAAAUGAAGUUGUCCACAUAUUGGAUCAUGUGACUCAAAGCCAUUGUGCUAAAGGAGGAUGCUUCAGCUGUUCUAUCGCAGCGUCUUAUUUGUUUCCCCAAUGCGUGAUUAUUGUUGUACAUCCUCUGAUUUCUAGUCCAAUUUCAGUUAGGUUUUGACAUAUAGAAAAUAGAAAUUUACACUACUCUAGAGCAUAACCAUUAGCUCUCAUACAAUGUUGAAGUAUUGGGCCAUCCAAAUCAAAACUAAAUUACCAUGAGUGCGGUAUGCCCAUUAUUAAAACCUCAUAAGUUUAUUUGCUUAUUCAAGUGUGAGAUAUAGAAAAUAUAUAAUAUCUGCAUUCGGCUCAUUCUAGCUUUUUCUGAUACACAUUAAUUUUUAUUGUGCUUUCAGUGGUCCAUGGUUUCUUUCCGGAGGUCUAGCCAAAAUGGUUUUGGCCGAGUGUGAACAGAACAUGAACGUGUGUUCAUUAACUAUGGCUGGUAUGCUUGUCUUUGGGUUGAAUCUACCUUUCUUUGAUGUAAUGUGAAGUACUAUUUAAUUCCUUAUCAACCUGCCAAAUAACGCCUUUUGUGUGUUCUCUCUCAAGAUUGGUGCGAUUGCAUCUUUGUUCCUUGAAAUGGCUUUUUAUUACUCCACCAGCUGGUUCCCUCUAGUCAAAUAGAAAGGGAUUGAAUCAUAAAUGUAUUGGGAUAGUAAGCCCAACAAAUCUACUGGGCCAACUAGUUCGCACCCCAAUAGCUUGAUGUACAUUUAACUCUCUGACCAAAAUUGUGGCGAACAACAUCAGAUCUGCUCAACCAGGGCCGUUGAGGAUCUAUGAAUCUCAAGUAUGGUUUGCUUGCUUGGAGGUUAGCCAUCACAGGUGGAGAUUUUGGUGUCUACGAUUUUAGAUGCAUUUUGACCAAUUGAAAAAACAUCCUGGGAUCCGUCAAAACACUUGCCUUGAAAUUUCAUAAUGACAGUUGCAAAAUAUUGGUUUACAGUGUGUCUAUCCAUUUUCUUGGAUUAUGUAAAUUGUGCAAAUUGUUUCAAUCUUCUGUAUCGUCGUGGACCGGCCUUUUUAUGUAUAUUUACCAUUCGUUCCAUUUUUGGCAACUAUGCAGUGCUAGAUUUUACUAGGCAACUCGUGGAAGUCGGAGCAGAUGAUGAAAUGGUAUCUUCACUCGUGAUAUUCGCUCUUCAGUAUGUUUUAGUUAAUCAUGAAAACUGGAGUUACAAGUUUGGAUAUGACCGUUGGAAGGUGACACAGAAGGUACAUGUUUUCACUUUUAUAACUGUGAUAUUUUUUCAUUAAAUUUAACGUCAGUUCUGCUUAAUCUUAACUCGUUUAAGUUAUUUCUCAGCGAAUGUUUCCAGACCGCCUUGGCAAACAACUGUUCACGUUUUCUUUGAUGGAAGGAAUACGCUCCAUCUGAAUGAUUUUGUGUGAAUAUAAGUUCAUAUGAACACAAAAACUGGUUUUUAGGCCGAGCUCAAAUAUGUUUUGGACUGGGUUCGAAGUUUGUCAGGAGUAUACACCAAGUUCUGUCCUCCUUUCCCCAUCUCAGUAUCUCUCUCUCUCUCUCCCGGUUCUUCCCUCCCUCCACUCACGCCUGCACUAUCUUACCCCUCUCCACUUUCCCCCCUCGAGCAGAGGGUUUUCUCUUCCCUCCUCUGCCUGCAUAUUCAAAUCAUUGCAAACCUCAUUCCAACGUACUACCCAUCCUUCCCCUUUCCCGUCUCCCUGGUCUUCAUUCCAUCUCAUCUUUUUCUCCCCUUUCCUCCCUAAACUAGAAAAUUCCUCUCUUCAACCUCCCAUCCUGGCCUAUGAAUUCUAGUUUGCUCAUCUUCUGAGGCUUGUCUGGACUUGAAAACGAUGUAUUGGUUCAACUUGUACUUUGCAAGGCCUGUCCCAGCCUGGUCGCAUCCUAAGAGUCAUGGGGAGGAUGGUAGUAUGGCAAUAUGAUUAAGAUUAUCCUAGCUAAACUCUGAAAUGGUUAUCUUCUUGGGUUUAAUGGGAGGCUAUGUUCAUUUUUUGAGGUAGAUGUAUGUAAGUGUUCCGCCAAGCUAAUCUACACCCGAAAUUUGAUAAAGUUUAUCACAUUAGUUGGAAACAUCAAUCCUAAUCUCGUCUCUGUAAUCAUCAUAUAGUUGUUUCGCUUUUUAAAAAAAAAAACAGUUGUCAGACUUGGGAAAGUUGUUGAGAGAUAUUACUGGUAAUAUCAGAUAAUUGGUUGUUUAUGAUUUUAUCUUUUUACCAUUUUGUUGAAGGAUCCAUUGAAUAUGGCUGCUUAGUGCUAUAAAGUCCUGAAAUAAAUGAAUCCAGUGACUUAUACGUUUAGCAGUACGUAUAUAAGUGCUCUUGUUUAUAGUGUCGUCUUAGGAAGAAUCGUAGAAAUUGUGUCAUUGUAUUUGUUACGCAGAACAAGUUUUUCUAUAUUAGGCUUUCCUUCUAUUUUCCUUUAUGUCCUAUUAUUAGAUGUAUUUCCUUUUCGUGUUUCUGUUAUUAGACCUUUCUAUAAUAUCGGAAAUGUUUAUUAGAUGCCAAUAUAUAAAUACUGGCGUACUGCCCUUAGAAAGGGCUAAGUCAGUUUUUCCUUUCCUACUUCUAUUGUAUCUUGUAAUGUGGUAUCAGAGCUUUCUCUCUGAUCCUGUGUAAAGACUGCCAACAGAAGAUCAACCAACCUUGGUGGCGAUGACGUCUCCACAUUGUAGGGAGUGUCGCCUGGUGAUCUUCUUCCUGUCUACAGUACCUGAAAUUGUGAGGUUUCUUGGUCGUAAGUAGACCGACGGAUUCCUUGGAGAGUCAUUACACCAUCAUCGUUUCUUGACAGUGGGGGACAUCUACAGAUACACCGUCGUCGAUUCUUGACAGUGGCAGGACGUCUAUGAAUACAUCGUUGUCAUUUUUUGAUGGUGGCAGAUGUCUGCGAAGACAACAUUGUCGUUUUUUGACAGUGGUAGUUAUCCUCAGUUAUUCGGACCACAUCAGGGAAUCUCUGUUUGAGAUUUUUUUUUGGCUAUCUGGUCACGGUUGAAAAAUAUGGUGACAAAGGUCAGUGAAUCUUCCUUCUCUGGCCUAGGACAUUCAUUUGAAGUACUUAAGGUAUGUUCAGAUCUACCUAAAAUUACUAAGAGAUUUUGAUUUGACAGAAUCAAUUUGUUCCAAUGGACAUCAUAUGUGGAACUUACUCUAUGUGAGAGGAAUCUGGAUUGUCACCUAACGCAAUCCUCACCAAGUAUUGACAACCCCGGAUAUUUUCAAUGGAAAGAAGAAAAAGCAUUGAUUCAAUAUUAGAUGCUACACAAUAUUUCACCAAAGAUAAGUGAUAGAUUUCUUUUUUUGAAAUAUGUGAAGGAAUUAUAGGGCAAGGUUCGUCGUGUUCACUCUACUAACCAUGACGAAUCCCAAAUUUAUAGAUUGGUAUAGAAAUCUCUGACUUUGGUACAUGAAAUAUUGAUUGUUCUGGAAUAUGCUUGCGAAUUGGAAUCCAUUUGGAGAGAAAUUGACCACUACAAACCAAUCAAGAACCUUGAUACUAAAGAACAAAAUUAUAUCAUGAAAGACAGGCUGUAUACAUUUUUGAUGGGGCUAAAUCUAGAAUAUGAGACUCUAGUAAAUCAGAUACUUGCUCGAGAAGUAGUACCAGAUAUUGAAGAGGCAAUUGUAUUACCUAGACAAGAAGAAAAUACUAAAAAUUUGAGAAUGAUUUAAAGAUAGAAAAUGUUGCAUUCAGCACUCUCAAGGGCAAAGAUACCUCUGUAUUAAAAAAGGAGGACAGUAAAGUAUCGUUCAUCAAAGGGGAUCCUAAGAUUAAUCUGAAGGCACACCUAUUUUGCACUUAUUGUUGGAAAAAUUGUCACACUAGGGAGACAUGUUGGAAGAUCCAUGGCAAACCACUGAAUUAUGGUAAGUUGCAUUUGGCUAAUGCUCAAAAUGAAGAUGGUGUUGAGCCCAUGAUACAAGGAGGAGCUAGUCAAGAUGGAUCUACUUCCUCUCGUCCUUCAGAGAUUGGAAAACUCAGAGAAGAAAUUGAACAAUUGAGCAGCAUGAUCAGCUCCACUUCCUUUGCACAUACUAGUAAGCAUUUUCCUAAACAUUUUCCACUAUACUUAAAUAUCUCAUCAUUGACAUCACCUUCACCCCAAAAAGUGUCAUGGAUCAUUGAUUCUGGAGCUACUAACCAUAUGAACACCAUAUGCAUCACUAUUCAUAACAUAUGAGGUAUGGAGCAAUAAUCGGAAGGUUAUAUAGCAAGUGGGGAUUUGUUUCCUAUAGCUAGCAUUGGAUCAAUUCAUCUUGAGAAAUUAGGGCCAUUAAGAUAUGUUCUUUAUGUUCCAAGAUUGAAUGCACAUCUAUUAUCAUUGAGAAAAUUGGGCAAAGGCUUGAAUUGUUUGAUAUUAUUUGACGACGAUUUUUGUUUCUUCUAUGACAAGACCUCAGGCAGGAGGAUUGGGCAUGUUAGAGCACGGGAUGGACUCUAUUACACAGGGCGUAUGGACAAGACAUUGUUGACAAAUUCUAGUCCAAACAUUUCUACUUUUGCUUCUACUUUUCUCUUGAACAAAUUGUUGUUGUUGCAUUGUCAUUUAGGACAUCCGUCAAUAAAAGUACUUUGGUACUUGUUUCCAAAACUAUGUCAUGCAAUUGGUGAAUCUACUUUCAUAUGUGAACCAUGUCAAAUGGCUAAGUGGCGACGAAUUUUAUUUCCCUCUGCUGGAAAUAAAAGUGAAUCCCCUUUUUACAUGAUACAUUCUGAUAUGUGGGGCCCUUCUUCAUCCAGUGGUGUUAGGGACUUCAGAUGGUUUAUAAUCUUUGUAGAUGAUUGUACUAAGUUCAUAUGGAUUUACCUAAAACAAAAUCAGAAGCUAAUAGUGUUAUUUAGAGGUUUAUCAAGCUAAUUCAAACUCAGUUCAGUAUAACUCCUAAGAAAUUCCGAUCAGACAAUGUUAAGGAUUUUUUCAAUUCUAUUGUCUCCAAUUUCUUUGUUGAGGAGGGCAUUGUUCAUGAAUUUUCUUGCCCCUAUACACCCCAGCAAAAUGGGGUAGCUGAAAGAAAGAUUGGGCAACUACUAGAAAUAACAAGGGGUGUCAUGUUUAAAGCCCAAGUGCUGAAGUACUUAUGGAGUGAGGCAGUACUAACGGCCAUUCAUCUUGUUAAUCGUCUCAUUAGAAGCAUUAUUAUUUAAGACUCCCAAAGCCGUAUUGUAGGGUCAUUAUCUGACUGUGCAGUAUGGACCAAAGUUACCUCUUCGAGUAUUUGAGAGUGUUGCAUACAUCUAUCAAUCUUUGUGGACUGUCUAAAUUUGCCCCUAGAGUCGUAAAGGCAAUCUUUGUGGGCUAUUCCAAUACAAAAAAAGGAUAUAAAUUUUAUGACCCAAGAUAUCAAAAAAUUAUUGUGACAAUUAAUGUCACUUUUGAUGAAAGUAGUAUGUAUUUUCAGCAGACAACAACUCAAGUAUCUAGUUAUGAUAUUUUUGUGCCAAAAAAACACGAUUUACAUAUUGAGAUUCUCAAAGGGAAUGAAGCUCCUGAAAUGAAUUGA
Spirodela intermedia is the source of this 51468-nucleotide messenger RNA. Lineage: Eukaryota; Viridiplantae; Streptophyta; Magnoliopsida; Alismatales; Araceae. The record is from the annotation of a GenBank genome assembly.